AUGUUUGUCCUUGGAAAGGAGCUGAGAUACUUUGUGUUCCAAACUAACUGCUACACCUCAAUACUGACGUCUUCAUGUGGGAGAACACUGAUUCUCACAACGGUAACAUGAAUGCAACUGGUGCACUAAGAAAUAUCAAGUCUGCGUUAUACUGCAUCUAGGAUAUAUCUUAAUUAAAAAACGGAUGGCUUUGAUUUCUGACGGUUCGAAAGAGGGUUUAAAAUGUGUUUACAGAGCCAUAAUUUACUGAACAAAAAUAUACAUGUAAAGUGUUGGUACCAUGUUUCAUGAGCUGAAAUAAAAGAUCCCAAAAAUCUUCCAUGCACACGAGAAGCUUAUUUCUCUCAAAUUUUGUGCACAAAUUUCUUUACAUCCUUGUUAGUGAGCAUUUCUCCUUUGCCAAGAUAAUCCAUCCACCUGACAGGUGUGGCAUAUCAAGAAGCUGAUUAAACAGCAUGAUCAUUACACAGGUGCACCUUCUGCUGGGGACAAUAAAAUGCCACUCUAAAAUGUGCAAUUCUGUCACACAAUACAAUGCCUCAGAUGUCUAAAGUUUUGAAGGAGCGUGCAAUUGGCAUGCUGACAAUUAAAAAAAAAUAUAUAUAUACCUUAUUUACACAAGCAUUCAGACCCUUUGCUAUGAGACUCGAAAUUGAGCUCAGGUGCAUCCUGUUUCCAUUGAUCAUCCUUGAGAUGUUUCUACAACUUGAUUGGAGUCCACCUGUGGACCAAGCCAUGAGGUCGAAGGAAUUGUCUGUAGAGCUCCGAGACAGGAUUGUUUCAAGGUACAGAUCUGGGGAAGGGUAGCAAAACGUUUAUGCAGCAUUGAAGGUCCCCAAGAACACAGUGGCUGCCAUCAUUCUUAAAUGGAAGAAGUUUGGAACCAUCAAGACUCUUCCUAGAGUUGGCCGCCCGGCCUAACUGAGCAAUCGGGGGAGAAGGGCCUUGGUCAGGGAGGUGACCAAGAACCCGAUGGUCACUCUGACAGAGCUCCAGAGUUCCUCUGUGGAGAUGGGAGAACCUUCCAGAAGGACAACCAUCUCUGCAGCACUCUACCAAUCAGGCCUUUAUGGCAGAGUGGCCAGACGGAAGCCACUCCUCAGUAAAAGGCACAUGACAGCCCGCUUGGAGUUUGCCAAAAGGCACCUAAAGGACUCUCAGACCAAGAGAAACAAGAUUCUCUGGUCUGAUGAAACCGAGAUUGAACUCUUUGGCCUGAAUGCCAAGCGUCAUGUCUGGAGGAAACCUGGCACCAUCCCUAAUGGGAAGCAUGGUGGUGGCAGCAUCAUGCUGCAGGGAUGUUUUUCAGUGGCAGGGACUGGGAGACUAGACAGGAUCGAGGGAAAGAUGAACAGAGAAAAGUACAGAGAGAUCCUUGAUGAAAACCUGCCCCAGAGUGCUCAGGACUUGAUUCUGGGGCGACGGUUCACCUUCCAACAGGACAACGACCCUAAGCACACAGCCAAGGCAACACAGGAGAGGCUUUGGGACAAGUCUCUGAAUGUCCUUGAGUGGCCCAGCCAGAGCCCGGACUUGAACCCGAUGGAACAACUCUGGAGUGACCUGGAAAUAGCUGUGCAGCGAUGCUCCCCAUCCAACCUGACAGAGCUUGAGAGGAUCUGCAGAGAAGAAUGGGAGAAACUCCCCAAAUACAGAUGUGCCAAGCUUGUAGCGUUAUACCCAAGAAAACUCGAGGCUAUAAUCGCUGCCAAAGGUGCUUCAACAAAGUACUGAGUAAAGGGUCUGAAUACUUAUGUAAAUGUGAUUCCGUUUUUAUUUCGAAAAACUGUUUUUGCUUUGUCAUUAUGGGGUGUUGUGUGUAGAUUGAUGAGUGGGAAAAACGAUUUAAUCCAUUUUAGAAUAAGGUUGUAACGUAACAAAAUGUGGAAAAAGUCAAGGGGUCUGAAUACUUUCCGAAUGCACUGUAUAUGAUUAUUUAAGCUAUGUUACGCAUUCUAUGUUAAGUGGAUAAGUGAAAUGCCUUUGCACUUAAUUGGUGAAGACUUGUUUUUGGUUUGGUGUCAGUGGCAUCCAUCUUGAUUAGAACCCUCAGUGUGGUUAUUGGCAGACAGUACUAGUAUUGACCAGUAUCCAGCAGGAGUUUAAACAUUUACAUUUACAUUUACGUCAUUUAGCAGACGCUCUUAUCCAGAGCGACUUACAAAUAAACCCAACAGGAAAAAGUGUCAGGAUUGAGAUGGGCUAAUCUGCCUGUGGAUGUCAUUCCAGCACAUCACACACAUACACACACACACACACACACACACACAGAGGGCCCAACCAAGCUCUUUAUCCAAUUAACAUGUCCCAGCCAAACAAACAGAGGGGACACCAUUUGGGGUGCUCUCUUCUGGUGGGCCCCCAAGGGGAGAGCAGGGGAGAGAGAGGAGGGGAGCAAAUGCAGACGGGGGGGACAAAUGCAGGCUCUGCUGUCCAAACAGUCCCCCGUCCCUCGGCCCAGCUGUUGGCCCACACUGUUCCCUAACACACCGACAAUACUGUCACCACCACCAUAACCAUCGUAACCACCCUCUGACAAGAUACAACCUGCAAGGUCCACCGCUAUGUCAACAUGUUACGUGACUUUUUAAGACCACACUUCAUGUAGACAAUGUGGGAAGUGGGAAGGUAUUAUGUGAUGGGUUGUGAUUGGUGAGAAAGGAGCGUCCAUAACACUUAACGUGGAUAGGUCAAUUCAGUUCAAAUUCACAUUCAAUUGUUGAAUUGAACAAAUCCUGAAUUGGUGGGAAAAAAGAAUUGAAGCCAAUGGACAAUUUCUAAUUAUUUUCCAAUAUGGAAUUGACCAUGACCCCAAUCUUGAAACCUCUCUGUGAUGUGCUUCAUAACUUACAGUAACUGUUACGGUGAAAGAGCCUUGGUGCCCGUGGCUCCUUAACGACGCUGGCUCAUACUGGCAGAUAGACACACUGUCCUGUCCCGUCCUAGCCUCUCUGAGCGCCUGUCCUGUCCUGUCCUAGCCUCUCUGAGCGCCUGUCCUGUCCUGUCCUAGCCUCUCUGAGCGCCUGUCCUGUCCUGUCUGGGGCUCUCCGGCCCCCAUUGCCCUUCCCCCAUCUCCCACCAACACAAUGGACUUACUCAUCUCUCCCCUCCAGACAAAAAGGCCUGUGGCUAAACGCCAGCCUCUUUUAUGUGGCCGGACCCCACAGCCAUGACUUCCACUGCUAUUGUCUGGAUUCCUACUUUACUGCCACCACAGCAUAUCUUAAAUGCUUAAACCGCCGAAGUUUGGUAUUGGUCAUGACAAGGACUGAGAAUGUCCUGCUUUUCAGUGUCAGAGACACAUCACAAAGAGGGGAGCGAAAGGAAAUAUUUAUACGAUACUUAAGAAAUUCACCUGACAAUUUCACAUAAGAUAAAAUCAACUGUGGGUCUUACUGUGGGUCUUACUGUGGGUCUAACUGUGGGUCUAACUGUGGGUCUAACUGUGGGUCUUACUGUGGGUCUAACUGUGGGUCUUACUUAUUAUCACACACAGACAGUUUGGUCUGUAUUGUAACAGGCCAGAGGUUAGGAACAAGGUCUUUAUUAGUAGGUGAUUAGUAGAGAGAAGGACAAAGCUCUGUGGCGGCCAUCUUUCUUUAGGGGCCUUGUUUUGGUCCAGGCUUUUUAGCUGUGGGGCACAGAGAGCGGGACUUGGCUCCGCUCUUUGAGCCCCACAGCCCCGGCCCAUGGGGAAGCUCAACUGGUGAGAACUGGGCACUUUUGUUGGCUUAGGGGCGGAUGGGUAAUCCCCCUGUCGCUCCCCUGCAGCCUGGUUCCCCUCGUUCCCACUGACUGGGUCCCCCAGACUGUCGCCUUUUGCCUUGUUAUCUUCCCCCCACAGAGGCUAGUCCGGCUGCCCGUCGGGAAGCACAGCUCUAUUCAUUAGUUAUAAUGUUAGUCCAAAUGGAAAAGUGUUAGUAAGUAUAUGUGUUUUCAUUUUGUCUCGUAGGUCAGUGUACCCUUUGACACAAUUCAGUCUUCAAACACACUAGUCAGACAUUUUCACUUAUCCUUUGAGACAACCUCCGCCAAACCCGCCCCCCCCCCCCCCCCCCCCCUCCCCCUCCCCACCUGAUCCAAAAUGGCAGCUAAUUACCGUGGUGACACGGCAAAAACAAUCCUCUGCUUGUUUCCCCUGGCUACUGGCAGCCAGGUCUGGCUAGCUCACAUCAACGUCCGCCAGCCAGUCACAGUGACCAGGCAGCUUAGCCGAGGCAUGCCAUUACACACAGAUUGGGCUCCCAAUCUGGGCUCCUACUGGGCGGAAUGGGAUUUAGUUGGUAACGAAUGGUUAAGAGACACAGUGGGAACAACUUUGCCCUCAGCGUCUAGUAAUGACCAACACUUUGUAUUCUAGCGUCACGGUAUCUAGCCACGUCAAAAAACAUUUCUGAAAUGUGGCACUCAGGUCAGUUUCAACAAACGCUUGCACGCUCUGCUAUUCUAUCCCAAUGACCUACUGACAUAGAUAGGCUUGAAAUAAUUGGACAAUUGAAAUAACUGAUAUCUGGUGAUGUUAGCUGACUUCUAUCCUCUAAACUGAGUGCUCUAGUAAUUGGCUAUUAGUUAAGUUGAGGCACAGAGGCAGCCAGUCCACAACCGUUCAGGUCUGUCGCCAUCCAGGACUGGAAUGUGUGGGAGUCCACAUGGAUCUAGAUUAGGCAGGGUUUCAGUCAUUAACCCAGUCCGGUCACAGUGUCUGUUCGCCCCGUCGCCUAAGCUCCUUUGAGGGAGGUCACUGACACACACACACACACACACACACACACACACACACACACACACGAACACACACACACACACCUCCGCUUUCCACUCCUGUCUCCAAUAAACAAAGAGCAGGAAAGGCCCAUUGGAUUAGACUGGGACAGAGACCAAAGAAAAGCUCUGAUGACCAAGCUUCCUAAAUGAGAAUAAAGAUGCUUCCUGACAAAAGGAUUCUACAGAUUGAAGCCCCAGGGAGAGAAAGCUGCAGCUGGGACAGGAAUGAUAACCUGAUAACCCUUUCCCCUGUUCCAUCCAUCUAUCUUGUCUUUCAAGGACAAGGGAACAAACACACAUUCCCAUACUGACUAAGGCAUUUAGCCAAAGCUGUUUGAGGGUCUUGUCUAGCUAUCAGAGGCCCAUGCAGGUGAAUCAUUCCAGACUGUAACUUGAGGAUCAGCCAUAACUGAGGGAAGUCAACCAGCGCUCCGUUUCAUAUGAUCUAUCUCAGCCCUGAUCCACUGAAACGACUCAUUGUGGCCGCUAACGAUCGAACAGGCACGUCGCUCACGUUCCCUCGCUGUUGAACAAGUCAUGAAUCGUCCGUAAAUCAGCGGCGACACGCCAGCAGGUAGACUUACAGCCUCACGCAGCUGCUGACAACCUUAAGGGAUGGUUUAACAGAGCAGGGGUUGGUUGGGGGUGGGUUGGGACGUCACGCUGAUGUGAACGUCCUGUCUCAGGUGUCUAGUUUCCACUUAUUCCCUGGGGAAACGCAGCGUUGACAAGCCAAUAGGAGAAGCCGAUAACGUAUAGGUCAGGUUCUAUAUGUGUUUGUGUGGGGCAGGCUAGACUAUUAUGGGUGUCACUGAGAGGGUCAUAGAGAGGUGAGAGAGAGACAGGGCAAGAUAAUGAGAAAAGCCAUUCAGGAAAUAAAUAAAACCUCCAUUGCAGUAGCAGUCUAGUAGUGGCCUGUGACCAGUGGAGAUUGCUGAGGGGAGGACGGCUCAUAAUAAUGGCUGGAAUGGAGCAAAUGGAAUGGUAUCAAACACAUCAAACACGUGGUUACCAUGUGGUUGAUACCACUCCAUUGACUCCAUUCCAGCAUUAUUAUGAACCGUCCUCCCUCAGCAGCCUCCACUGCAGGUGACUGUAUAAAGGCCAUAGUGAAGUGUUGAGGAGACAGAGAGUUAGAGUGGAGGUAUGGUCUCACAGUGGGGUUCAGGGGAGAGUUUACUGAUUACUGAGCUAUAGACUACAUACACACACUUACCAGAGACGGAAGAGGAAGUCAAUGAACUAAAGUAAGCAGACCACUAUCACAUUGGUGUCCAUAGGAGAGCCACCCCCUUAAGCAGAAAAUGUUAAAUGGCCUGAGUGAACUAUUUUCAUUUAUUUUAUUUUUUUACCUUUAUUUAACCAGGAAAGCCAGUUGAGAACAAGUUCUCAUUUACAACUGCGACUUUGGCCAAGAUAAAGCAAAGCAGUGCGAUAAAAACAACAACACAGAGUUACAUAUGGGGUAAACAAAACAUAAAGUCAAAAAUACAACAGAAAAUAUAUAUACAGUGUGUGUGAAUGUAGUAAGUUAUGGAGAUAAGGCAAUAAAUAAAUAGGCCAUAGUGCAAAAAUAGUUACAAUUUCGUAAUUAACACUGGAAUGUGCAAAAGAUGAUGUGCAAAUAGAGAUACUGGGGUGCAAAUUAGCAAAAUAUAUAACAAUAUGGGGAUGAGGUAGUUGGGUGGGCUAAUUUCAGAAUGGCUGUGUACAGGUGCAGUGAUCGGUAAGCUGCUCUGACAACUGACGCUUAAAGUUAGUGAGGGAGAUAAGAGUCUCCAGCUUCAGAGAUUUUUGCAGUUCGUUCCAGUCAUUGGCAGCAGAGAACUGGAAGGAAUGGCGGCCAAAAGAGGUGUUGGUUUUGGGGAUGACUAGUGAGAUAUACCUGCUGGAGCGCAGACUACGGGUGGGUGUUGCUAUGGUGACCAGUGAGCUAAGAUAAGAUGGGGAUUUGCCUAGCAGUGAUUUAUAGAUGACCUGGAGCCAGUGGGUUUGGCGACGAAUAUGUAGUGAGGGCCAGCCAACAAGAGCGUACAGGUCACAGUGGUGGGUAGUAUAUGGGGCUUUGGUGACAAAACUGAUGGCACUGUGAUAGACUACAUCCAAUUUGCUGAGUAGAGUGUUGGAGGCUAUUUUGUAAAUGACAUCGCCGAAGUCAAAGUUCGAAAUAGGAAGCCGAUUCUAGAUCUAACUUUUGAUUGGAGAUGCUUAAUGUGAGUCUGGAAGGAGAGUUUACAGUCUAACCAGACACCUAGGUAUUUGUAGUUGUCCACAUACUCUAGGUCAGACCCGCCGAGAGUAGUGAUUCUAGUUGGGUGGGCGGGUGCAAGCAGCGUUCGGUUGAAGAGCAUGCAUUUAGUUUUACUAGUGUUUAAGAGCAGUUGGAGGCUACGGAAGGAGUGUUGUAUGGCAUUGAAGCUCAUUUGGAGGUUUGUUAACACAGUGUCCAAUGAAGGGCCAGAUGUAUACAAAAUGGUGUCGUCCGCAUAGAGGUGGAUCCGAGCGUCACCAGCAGCAAGAGCGACAUCAUUGAUAUACACAGAGAAUAGAGUCGGCCCGAGAAUUGAACCCUGUGGCACCCCCAUAGAGACGGCCAGAGGUCCUGACAACAGGCCCUCCGAUUUGACACAUUGAACUCUAUCUGAGAAGUAGUUGGUGAACCAGGCGAGGCAGUCACCAUCUUUGCUCUAACUAGCCAUUAUUUAGAGAUCAUGUGACUGUGUGAGGGGUCAUAAGGGGUCAUAUGCUGAAAGGUUAGGGCCCAGAUGCACUAAGACUGGAAUUCAGUCAAACUGGCAAUUAACAUUUUGACCACUACACAUGAAAGAGGGUUACAGAGAGUUUGCGGUGCCCUUAACCCCUGAGUGGUUCAAUGUUUCAGGACACCGUUAUUACGGUUAUUACCUGCUGCUCUCUGUGCGCCGUGUCUGUCAAAGGCUUCUUUGUGCUCUUAUGAAUGAAGCCUUGUAUGUAAGGUGCACAGCUUGAGAUAAGGAGAAAAUGGAGAACCAGACAUAAAACAUUAUGGGUGGGAGAAUAACUGUGUGUGUGUGUGUGUGUGUGUGUGUGUGUGUGUGUGUGUGUGUGUGUGUGUGUGUGUGUGUGUGUGUGUGUGUGUGUGUGUGUGUGUGUGUGUGUGUGUGUGUGUGUGUGUGUGUGUGUGUGUGUGUGUGUGUGUGUGUGCGUGCGUGUCUGUGUCCUUUCAUUGUUGAUUCAUUUAAAUAUUAUAAUCUAUCUGUCUGUGUGUGUGGCUACAGAUUUUCCAGGUGGCCUACAUCAUCAUCAAGGCAGCCAACUCCCCUCGUCCUGGUAACUGGGUGCUGGAGCGUUCAAUGGACGGUGUUGAAUACACACCCUGGCAGUACCACGCCAUCAGCGACACAGAAUGUCUGACCCGCUACAACAUCACCCCCCGCCUCGGACCCCCCACCUACAAACGAGACGACGAGGUCAUCUGUACCUCUUAUUACUCACGCCUCGUACCCCUGGAGCACGGAGAGGUAGCUAUCUAUUUAUUACUCACGCCUUGUACCUCUGGAGCACGGAGAGGUAGCUAUCUAUUUAUUCGACCUUCACCACAGUGGUCUGAAACUCCCUGCCCGCGAGCCACAUCAGGCUCAUGAGCUGCUCUUUGGUGGCCUACGGGUCAGGCGUUUGAAACCACUGCUUUACUAGGUCAGUCUUUUAUUUACAAGACCAGGGCCCUGUUCAGGAGGAGGCAACAUUACAGAACUUUCAUUGAGUUGGGCAGAGAAUUGGGUGUGCGCUCUGUGUGGUAUUCUCUAGCACCUGUAGUCCAGACAGGGGAUGACUCAACUGUCCUCCAGACAAUGAAAGCCUACUGGGCUACUGUCACUCUAGCCGAGGCAGAGCCGUAAUGAACGUCUGUGGUUAGGAUACUCUGUGGUUACCCACAGCCCCUGAGGGUGCAUCUCAGUAGUUUAACAAGGAAGGGAGACAAGGAGAUGAAGCCACUUCAGAGUAUUGGAAUGCACCCCAAAGCCCAGAGUGAGAUCCUCAAUCUUCUCUUGCAUUGUUUAGCCUUGUGUUAUGUCAUCUCUGCCAGCUGCCUGUGGUCAGACUGGCAAGUGAGUCUGUGCGUUAUAUCGGGGAAAAAUGGCCGUAAUUCACUCAAUAUCUGUUAGUCUUUGAUUGAAAACAUGUAAACGUAGAAUGAUAAACUGCAUGCUCAUGACUUUGAUGUAUUUAGCUAUAUUUGGUCAUGAUGGUCGUUUGACGUCGUCGUCCAUCUUUGUCUGUCCCCUAUUCAGAUCCACACGUCUUUGAUCAAUGGGCGGCCCAGCGCUGACCAACUGACCCCAGAGCUGCUGGACUUCACCUCAGCCCGCUACAUCCGCCUGCGUCUGCAGAGGAUCCGCACGCUCAACGCCGACCUCAUGACCCUGAGCUACCGCGACCCCAAGGAGGUGGACCCCAUUGUCACCAGACGGGUACGACUGACGUACUUUCACACUAAAGCACUGCCACUAGCACUCACUAACUGUUCUGUUUUCUGUUUUAAGUUAAAUGGUGUGUUCAACCAAAUUGGUCAUUCACCUCAAGAUACGUGGUUUGUGCGUUGCCUUGAAUAACUUUUUCAAAAUGUAUAUUGCAUUUUUAUGGUUGUUUUUAACAAAAAUUUGAUUGAGCUAUUUGCAGCUGAAUGUCUGAAAUAUGUUAUAACUUCAUUGGCUUUGUAUUCCGUUUGAGUCGUGUCAUUCUAACUUGAUUGGCGUUGUAUGUUUCCCUCUGCAGUACUACUAUUCAAUCAAGGACAUCUCAGUGGGCGGGAUGUGUAUCUGUUAUGGACACGCCCAGAGCUGUCCCUGGGACCCCGUUGCCAAGGUAACACAAGGCCGUCUUCAGUUUUACCCGUUCAGGCUCGGUGGCUGUCAUUCAGCUUUUGUUUCAUAAUGCAGAGUUUAAAACUGAAUUACUGCCAUUCACAUAUUGUGUGUUAAACAUUUCACAUUUUGACUCAAUUAAGCUCCUCUUAUCGGGGCCAACAUUGGUUCAUUGCUGAUCUGUUGUAAUUGCUGUACACACUUAAUAUAAAGAGUACUAUAAUAUUUAUUUUAUGCAAUGCAUGGUAGUAAUACUUCUUUAUAAGAAAUAUAUUUGCCAAACUAAUUUGUUUUAUAAAGUGAACUAAGUAAUCCCAGCGCCCUCCCCCCUAUAGUCCCUGGAGGAAUGGUAUGGCCCAACAUUUGCUCGGUUGAAUUGGUUGCCUUCCUCAUUAAGGGGGAAUGUCACGUUAACAGGAGGAUGAGAAAGUAAGCAGUAAGGCACUCCCACUACAAGAGAUGGAAGGAGAGUCUGAGGAGUGGAGUGCCGAAAGAGAUUUCUACUUUUCAAUUCACAUUACAUCCUUGCCUCACCUUUCGUUGUGGCUGGCAACGCAAAAUUCUUGUUCCGCAGCUAAAAUUGACCGUAAAUAUCACAGUAGCUACUAGCCAGUAAUCACAAGCUAUUUAACAAUCUGAGCAACUUUUCUUCUAUAACAUAUUACACUAGUGAAUAAUGCAACCAAACCAAUAAUGCAACAAUUCACAGGGUUUAUUUUCUCGCCCGUACACAUUAAAUUAGCUGUCAAUACACAUAGCUAGCUAACUAACAACAUGCUUCAUGAUCAAGCAACAUUAGCAUAUCAAUAAUUUACCCCUCCCAUACGAAUAUAAAAGUACUGUAACGUUAUCAGACAGUGUCAUUCAUAUUAUAAUAUAGCUAGGCUAAACAGCUAGGUAAGCUAGCUAGCUAAAGAAAAUAAUUUCUUCAUCCUUCUCACAUGAACGUGCUGGCUGUUAGCUGAAUGCUGACGUUUAGCUGAACCAUAGCUACACUGAACAAAAUAUAUACACAACAUGUAAAGUGUAAAAGAUCCCAGAAAUUUAAAAAUAAAAGAUCCCAGAAAAUGUUCAGAUGCACAAAAAGCAUAUUUCUCUCAAAUGUUGUGCACACAUUUGUUUACUUCCCUGUUAGUGAGCAUUUCUACUUUGCCAAGAUAAUCCAUCCACCUGACAGGUGUGGCAUAUCAAGAAGCUGAUUAAACAGGAUGAUCAUUACACAGGUGCACCUUGUGCUGGGGACACACAACACAAUGCCAGAUGUCUCCAGUUUUGAGGAAUGUGCACUUGGCAUACUGACUGCAGGAAUGUCCACCAGAGCUGUUGCCCAUUGUGAGUCCCAGGUAUCGGUGACCAAUAAAUGCAUAUCUGUAUUCCCAUUCAUGUAAAAUCCCUAGAUUAGGGCCUAAUGAAUUAUUAUAAUUUGACCCCCCUUUUUCUCCCCAAUUGCAAAUCUUGUCUCAUCACUGCAACUCCCCAAUGGGCCCCCAGCUUAACCCGGAAGCCAGCCACACCAAUGUGUCGGAGGAAACACCGUUCAACUGGUGACCAGGGUCAGCCUGCAGGCACCCGGCCUGCCACAAAGAGUCACUAGAGCACGAUGAGCCAAGUAAAGCACCCCCGGCCAAACCCUUCCCUAACCCGGACGACGCUGGGCCAAUUGUGCCACAGCCCGGGAAUGAACCCGGGUCUGUAGUAACGCCUCUAGCACUGCGAUGCAGUGCCUUAGACCGCUGUGCCACUCGGGAGGCCCCCUAAUUAAUUUAUUUCCUCUCAUGAACUGUAACUGUUGCGUAUAUAUUUUUGUUCAGGAGCGCUUAGGCUUACACUAGCGUAUUAAAGUUACGUUAAAACAAACCAGGCUUCAUUUUAUCAAUAUCUUGGAAGUCAUUAGGCCUAUAUGAGGUAAAAGAAAAUUGCCACUGAAAACAUUGAGAAUUCCCUGGGGAGUUCCUUCUUGCCUGGACCUGAGAUUUAAACACUGCUGAGAUUUAAAGCAACGGCGACAAUUUCAGAAUGUAAUAGUCUGUUACUACAAUUUCAGGUAAAAACAAAAUAAAACAAGUCUCAAAAGUAAGGAAAAUGUCUGUACAUUUUAGCUUUCAAAAACAUUGCUCUGCUAUUACAAUUAUUUUUUACACUGUUUACACUUAGAGGGCGGGGGCAACUGUCAGGUGAGUGUCGAGACAUGACAGUAAUAUGUGGAUAUUUCUGCGAAGUCCUAUAGGCCCUUCAACUUGCCACUUAGAAAUGCAUUCAUGUUUCACACAGACGUAACACACUAACAUUGUGACAUGACAUACAGUUGAAGUCGGAAGUUUACAUACACCUUAGCCAAAUACAUUUAAACUCAGUUUUUCACAAUUCCUGACAUUUAAUCCUAGUAAAUAUUCCCUGUUUUAGGUCAGUUAGGAUCACCACUUUAUUUUAAGAAUGUGAAAUGUCAGAAUAAUAGUAGAGAGAAUUAUUUCUUUCAGCUUUUAUUUCUUUCAUCACAUUCCCAGUGGGUCAGAAGUUUACAUACACUCACUUAGUAUUUGGUAGCAUUGCCUUAAAUUGUUUAACUUGGGUCAAACGUUUUGGGGAGCCUUCCACAAGCUUCCCACAAUAAGUUGGGUGAAUUUUGGCCCAUUCCUCCUGACAUAGCUGGUAUAACUGAGUCAGGAUUGUAGGCCUCCUUGCUCGCACACGCUUUUUCAGUUCUGCCCACAAAUGUUCUAUAGGAUUGAGGUCAGGGCUUUGUGAUGGCCACUCCAAUACCUUGACUUUGUUGUCCUUAAGCCAUUUUGCCACAACUUUGGAAGUAUGCUUGGGGUCAUUGUCCAUUUGGAAGACCCAUUUGCAAUCAAGCUUUAACUUCCUGACUGAUGUCUUGAGAUGUUGCUUCAAUAUAUCCACAUAAUUUUCCUUCCUCAUGAUGCCAUCUAUUUUGUGAAGUGCACCAGUCCCUCCUGCAGCAAAGCACCCCCACAGCAUGAUGGUGCCACCCCCGUGCUUCACGGUUGGGAUGGUGUCCUUCGGCUUGCAAGUGCCCCCUUUUUCUUCAAAACAUAACGAUGGUCAUUAUUACCAAACAGUUCUAUUUUCGUUUCAUCAGACCAGAGGACAUUUAUCCAAAAAGUACGAUAUUUGUCCCCAUGUGCAGUUGCAAACCGUAGUCUGGCUUUUUUAUGGAAGUUUUGGAGCAAUGGCUGCUUCCUUGCUGAGCUGAUGUCGAUUUAGGACUUGUUUAACAGUGGAAAUAGAUACUUUUGUACCUGUUUCCUCCAGCAUCUUCACAAGGUCCUUUGCUGUUGUUCUGGGAUUGAUUUGCACUUUUCGCACCAAAGUACGUUCAUCUCUAGGAGAUAGAACGUGUCUCCUUCCUGAGCGGUAUGACGGCUGCGUGGUCCCAUGGUGUUUAGACUUGCGUACUAUUGUUUGUACAGAUGAACGUGGUACCUACAGGCGUUUGGAAAUUGCUCCCAAGGAUGAACCAGACUUGUAGAGGUCAACAAUUUUUUUUCUGAGGUCUUGGCUGAUUUCUUUUGAUUUUCCUAUGAUGUCAAGCAAAGAGUCACUGAGUUUGAAGGUAGGCCUUGAAAUACAUCCUGUCACGAACGUCGAAGGAGGAGGACCAAGGCGCAGCGUGAUGAGCGAACAUACUUUAUUAUCAAUAGUGAUAACAAGAACAAAACAACAAACGAUAACGACACGUGAAGGCCUUGGCUACAAAAUAACCAACACGGAACAAGAUCCCACAACUACUGUGGGAAAACAGCCUGUUUAAAUGUGGUUCCCAAUCAGAGACAACCAGCAACAGCUGACACUCGUUGCCUCUGAUUGAGAACCACUCUGGCCAACAUAGAAAUAGAACAACUAGAAUAUUACAACAUAGAACAUAAACACAUAGAAUUUACACACCCUGGCUCAACAUAUAGAGUCCCCAGAGCCAGGGUGUGACAGUACCCCCCCCCCAAAGGCGCGGACUGCGACCGCGCCUAAACAUAAACCAAACAGGGGAGGGCUGGGUGGGCAUUCCUCCUCGGAGGCGGUUCCGGCUCCGGGCUUGACCACCACCCUUCAACCAUCCCCCUGUAGCGCCCCUGGUCCGGUCUGGCCCCGCUGGCUGGAGCUGGACUGGACAUCGUAGGAGCGGAUACCUUAGGCUCCGGUGUGGAGCAGCUGACCGGUACCUGACCAGGCACCGGUGACCCAGGCACGGGUUGUGCCGGACUGACGACGCGCACCCCUGGCUUGGUGCGUGGAGCAGGAACGGGCCGGACCGGGCUGACGAUGCGCACCCCUGGCUUGGUGCGUGGAGCAGCAACGGGCCGGACCGGGCUGACGAUGCGCACCCCUGGCUUGGUGCGUGGAGCAGGAACGGGCCGUACCGGGCUGACGAUGCGCACCCCUGGCUUGGUGCGUGGAGCAGGAACGGGCCGUACCGGGCUGACGACUCGCACCCCUGGCUUGGUGCGAGUGGCAGGAACAGGCCGGGCCGGGCUGGCGACGCGCACCAUUGGCUUGGUGCGUGGAGCAUGAACGGGCCGUACCGGGCUGACGACUCGCACCCCUGGCUUGGUGCGAGUGGCAGGAACAGGCCGGGCCGGGCUGGCGACGCGCACCAUUGGCUUGGUGCGGGAAGCAGGAACGGGCCGGACCGGGCUGACGAUGCGCACCCCUGGCUUGGUGCGUGGAGCAGCAACGGGCCGGACUGGGCUGGCGACGCGCACCAUUAGCUUGGUGCGGGGAGCAGGAACAGGCCGGGCCGGGCCGGGCUGGCGACGCGCACCGUAGGCUUGGUGCGAGGAGCAGGAACAGGCCGGGCCGGGCUGUGGAGACGGAUUGGAGGCCUGGAGUGAAGAGCUGCUACAACCCGUCCUGGCUGAAUGCCUACCUUCACACACUCUGUGUGAGGCAUCAGCACAGGACGUACAGGGCUGUGUACACGUACUGGCAUAACAGCACGUGACACUGGCGCAGGAUAUCCGGGACCGAGGAGGGGCACUGGAGGCCACGAGCACUGAGCCGGCACACUCCGUCCUGGCUGCAUGCCCACCUUCGCACGACACGUGCGGGGUGCUCGCACAGGACGUACCGGACUAUGCCAGACCACUCGUGGCACAGUACGCAGCUCCGCAUACCCCGGAACCUGCCCAGUCUCAUGCUGCCAUGCCUGAGUACAGGGAGUUGGCUCUGCUCUACAUCCAGGCUCCGCCAACCUGCCUUCCGGCCCCCCAAACCCGGUGGCCUCCUCUCCUAAUCUCCCAAUUCGCCCUGUGGCAGCCUCCUGCUGCCCCAUCGCCCAUGCCGUGUGCCCCCCCCCUAAAAAUUUAUUGGGGGUGCCUCUCGCCUGUCCGACCACGGCCCGGUUGGCGCCGCUUCUCCUCUCCUGCCUGGGUCUCCCCCUUCAUAGCCUUCCGGUACCGGACGGCCUCCUCCUCCGUAAUCUGCCCCCAACCGAGGAGGACAUCCACUAGAGUUACCUCCUGCGUGUGUUCCUGGACACGCUGCUUGGUCCUGGUGUGGUGGGAUCUUCUGUCACGAACGUCGAAGGAGGAGGACCAAGGCGCAGCGUGAUGAGCGAACAUACUUUAUUAUCAAUAGUGAUAACAAGAACAAAACAACAAAUGAUAACGACACGUGAAGUCCUUGGCUACAAAAUAACCAGCACGGAACAAGAUCCCACAACUACUGUGGGAAAACAGCCUGUUUAAAUGUGGUUCCCAAUCAGAGACAACCAGCAACAGCUGACACUCGUUGCCUCUGAUUGAGAACCACUCUGGCCAACAUAGAAAUAGAGCAACUAGAAUAUUACAACAUAGAACAUAAACACAUAGAAUUUACACACCCUGGCUCAACAUAUAGAGUCCCCAGAGCCAGGGUGUGACACAUCCACAGGAACUCCUCCAAUUGACUCAAAUGAUGUCAAUUAGCCUAUCAGAAGCUUCUAAAGCCAUGACAUCAUUUUCUGGAAUUUUCCAAGCUGUUUACACACAAAAUCUUUUCAUGUCACACGAUUUUUGAAACCUCUCACUCAAAGUGCAAAACUACACACCAAAUCUCCAAAACCAUAAGCUAUUUCUCAGCCUUUGACUCAGUUGUCAAUUGCAUAAAACACUUUUUUCAAAACACUACACACAAUUCUCUACCUAAAACACAAAAAUCUAACAGGAAGUGACUUGCUUUCCUUUUCCAAACACAACCAUUCAAAAUGCUACACUUAUUCACCAGGUCACACACACACUCUUCACAUGUGCAAACACUAAUUGCUUAACUGAUCACUAACCAAUCACUGCUUUACUGUAGUAUAGGCCUAUAAAUAGGUCAAAGGUCAGAUUACCUGUUUUGAACAAUGGAUGCCAACAAUGGACAGAGAGCAAGAGGAGUAGGAGGGAGAGGCAGGGGACAACAACGAGGACAAAUUCAAAGACGAAGUGUUGGAAGAGGAGGAGGAGGAGGAAGAGGAAAAUGAAGAGGAAGAGUAAGAGGAAGAAGAGGACGAGGGCAAAUAAGAGAAGGAAGGAGAUUUAUUUAUGUGGAUGAGGUUGGCUUCAACCUCACCAAAACCAGGCGCCGCUGAAGAAAUGUAAAAGGACAGAGGGCAAUUACCAAUGUCCCUGGACAGCGUGGGGGUAAUAUAACUAUGUGUGCUGCCAUCACUCAAAACGGGGUCCUCCAUCACAAUGCCACACUGGGUCCGUACAAGACCGGCCAUAGGCUCACUUUUCUGGAUGCAAUUUACACAAUGCUUGUCCCUGAUCCAGAUCAGGAGCCUGCUAGAUUUGUGGUUAUAUGGGACACUGUUAGUUUUCACCGGGCUGUUCUGGUCCAAAACUGGUUUGCCACCCAUCCACAAUUUGUAGUUUUGUACCUACCCUCAUAUUCACCUUUCUAAAUCCCAUAGAGGAAUUAUUCUCAGCCUGGCGCUGGAAAGUGUAUGAUUGCCAACCCUAUGCCCGCAUGCCGCUUCUCCAGGCAAUGGAGGACGCAUGUGGGGACAUAGAGGUUGCCUCUGUCCAAGGUUGGAUACGCCAUGCUAGGAGAUACUUCCCUCGAUGUUUGGCAAGAGAAAACGUAUCUUGUGAUGUGGACGAAGUAUUGUGGCCAGACCCAGCCCGGAGAAGAAAUGAAGCGUAGCUUAGCACUGGUGACUGCCCCCCCUACCAUUUCCUGGACUGCACCCCCGGGACCCCCCACACACAAUUGUGUUCUUUACUGUAUUCUAAAGAAUAUACUUUUGGUUUACAUAUGUUUAUGGUUUUGUUGUAUGCUACUGUAUACAACAGUAAUGUUUGGCCUAAUAAAUAUUUUCUGUUUCUACAUUGCAUUGGUGUUUACAGUGUACUUGUUACCCCUCUCAGCAGAUUACUUUCACUGUAGAACAUUGUAUUGAAAUGUAUAUAUAAGCCUAUGAAAGACCAAAGAGCUUUAGAUUUAGAACAACAGUGUUUACAUGGUAUAUCCAAAAAUUUACUAUUAUGAAAGAAGUGUUUGCCAUUUGAUGCAAAUGCUUCAUUCUGACAUGUGUUUAUGGCAUUUUGAAUGCAGUGUUACAUUUUGAAGGAGAUGUGAGGCAUUUUGCAUUUUGUGUGUGCAGUUUUGGGAAUUGUGUGUAGAGUUUUGAAAAAAGGAGACAUAGUUUUGAAAACGUGUGUAAGCAGUUGGAAAAAACUGUAAAAGCACAGUCAACUUAGUGUAUGUAAACCUCUGACCCACUGGAAUUGUGAUACAGUGAAUUAUAAGUGAAAUAAUCUGUCUGUAAACAAUUGUUGGAAAAAUUACUUGUGUCAUGCACAAAGUAGAUGUCCUAACCGACUUGCCAAAACUAUAGUUUGUUAACAAGACAUUUGUGGAGUGGUUGAAAAACGAGUUUUUAAUGACUCCGAUUUGUACUGAAUUGUGUAUUGUGCUGUUGGUGGUUGUGUUCUGUGUGUGCAAAGAAUGUGGUAACGACUUGCCUUGUUUGUCAAGAUGUGUGUGUGUGAACGAUGUUAUGGUCAACAGUGUGUGAAUGAUGCGUAUACCACGUGUGUCUCUUGGGACUGUGUGUGUGCAUGGGUCUUUGUUUUGGGUGUGUGUGUGUGUGUGUGUGUUGUGUUGUUGUUUGGGUGUGUGUGUGUGUGUUGUUGUUGUGUGUUGUGUGUUUGGUGUGUGUGGUGUGUGUGUGUGUUGUGGUUGUGUGUGGUGUGUUUGUGUGUGUUGGUUGUGUGUGUGUGUGUGUGUGGUGUUGUAUUUGUUUUGGUGUGUGUGUUUGUGGUUGUGUGUGGUUGUGUGUGUGUUGUGGUGGGUUGUUGGUGUUGUUUGUGUGUGUGGGUGUGUUUUGUGUGUGGUGUGUGUGUUGGUGUGUUGUGUUUGUUUGGGUGUUGUUUGUAGUGUGUGUUGGUGUGUGGUGUGUGGGUUGGUGUUUGUUCUUGUGGUGUGUGUGUUGUGUGGUGGUGUGUGUGUUUUUUGGGUUGUGUGUGUGUGUGUGUUGGUUGUGUGUGUGUUUGUGUGUGUUGGUUUGUGGGUGUUGGAUGUGUUUGUUGUUUGUGUGUGUUUGGGUGUGUGUUCGUGUGUUGUUUGUGUGUGUGUGUUUGUUGUUGUGGGUGUGUGUGUGUGUGGGUUGUGUGUUGUGUGGUGUGUGUGUGUGUGUGUGGGUGUUGUGUGGGUGGUGUGUGUGUGUGGUGUGUGUGUGUGUGUGGGUGUGUUGUGUGUUGGUGUGUGUGUGUGGUGUGUGUGUGUGUGUGUUGUGUGUGUGUGUGUGUGUGUGGGGUGGUGGUUUGUGUGUGUGUGUUGUGUGUGUGUGGGUGUGUUGUGUGUGUGUGGGGUGUGUGUGUGUGUUGUGGUGUGUGUGUGUGUGUGUGUGGGUGUGUGUGGUGUGGGUGUUGGGUGUGUGUGUGUGUGUGUGUGUGUGUGUGUGUGUGUGUGUGUGUGUGUGUGUGUGUGUGUGUGGGUGUGUGUGUGUGUGUGUGGGUGGGUGUGUGUGUGUGUGUGGGUGUGUGUAUCACUCCCAGUUGACAAUAGGACUAGAGCAGAAGCACUGAAUCAGUCACUUAUUGUGGCUUCCUCUUCACCCAUCCCUCUCUCUCUUUUGUUCUCUCAGAAGUUGCAGUGUGUGUGUGAGCACAAUACCUGUGGGGAGAGCUGUAAUGAGUGUUGCCCCGGCUACCACCAGGAACCGUGGCAACCGGGAACCCUCUCCGAUGGCAACACAUGCGAGAGUAAGCGGGACUUGGUCUUUAUGGGCCUAAGUAAAAUAUCAUACUGUUAAUGUUUGCCAGUUGUCACUUAGUAAAUAAAGGCAUGGGAAUUACAUUCUGGAUUUAGACUUGAUUUAAAGUGUGCCAGAUCAGAUAAAAUGACUUCUUCACGCUUUCAAUUAUAUCCACUUGCAUGUCUCACUCAUUCAUUGACAUGAAAUAGCUUUUUGUUUCCUAUCCCUAUGGUGAUUUUAACUCAUUUAUAUAAUGUUUUAUAUCAAUAGCUAUUAAGCAGAUUUAGCCAAGGGGUUUUCCAAGCUUUUUAUGAAAAUGUGGUAUUUUAAUUAAAACUGAACAGUAUGCAUAUAUUCUCAAUAAUAAACUACCCUUCAACUACUCUCCCAUUGAGAUGCAUUAAAAGUUAUCUGACCUGUGAAUUAUCCUCGUCCACUAGAAUGUAACUGCCACGACAAGGCCAACGACUGCUACUUCAACCAGACGGUGGCCAACCGCAAGAUGAGCAUGAACUUGCAUGGUGACUUCCAUGGCGGGGGCGUUUGCAUCAGCUGUACCAAGAACACGGCCGGUGUCAACUGUGAGACCUGCGCAGAUGGCUUCUACAGGCCCCACAAGGUACUGUCCCCUCAUUGAUCCUGUUCAUCGAUGCCCACUUUGUGUCCCUAUGGUCCGCCGUAAGACAUUUUGGCAGGUCACAUCAAAAUGGCUAGCGGACCGGAUUUGGCUCGCGGUCCGCCAGUUGAAGACCCCUGCCGUAAACCAAUGCCCUCUUUCUGUCCCUAGGGUCCCCGUAAUCCAAUCCAUCAAUAUGGUCCCCGUUUCCUGAGGACCCCCGUGGUCUUCUUUUGUGUCUCCGCUUAGUGGCAUUUCUAUGUACUGUUUUGUACAUGCCCAUUGUCUUGUGAUUGGCCAAUAAAAUCAUUGUGUAUGCGCCUGAUUACAGACACUACCUAGUCUGGGUCAUGUGGCUCAGUGAAAGAAUACAAUUACUGUAGAACCCAACUAUAUUGGUGUGAUGGCCUUUGCUUGGAUGGAUGAAUGGCGAUUUAUUAAACUUGUAAUUGCAGUGUGUACCUUGUGUGGAAUGUGAAUGGUCAAUUGUGUAUUUGUUUCGUCCUGUGUGCGUGCCUGCGUGAGUGUAGGUGUCGCCGUACAAUGAGAACCCGUGUGUGGAGUGCAGCUGUGACAUGAGGGGGUCUUUGACUCCUGCUUGCAUCAGAGAUGACAACCACGCCAAGCCUGAGAAAGGUACAAAGAUCCUAUUCAUUCAGAUAUUUCUUAAUUUAGGUAUUACUGCGCUGUUGGAGUUAGGAACAUAAGCAUUUCGCAGCACCGGCAAUAACUAUAGGCUAUACAGAGGGUAGUGCGUACGGCCCAGUACAUCACUGGGGCCAAGCUUCCUGCCAUCCAGGACCUCUAUACCAGGCGGUGUCAGAGGAAGGCCCUCAAAAUUGUCAAAGACUCCAGCUACCCUAGUCAUAGACUGUUCUCUCUGCUACCGCACGGCAAGCGGUACCGGAGCGCCAAGUCUAGGUCCAAAAGGCUUCUCAACAGCUUCUACCCCCAAGCCAUAAGACUCCUGAACAGCUAAUCAUGGCUAUCCGGACCACUUGCACUGCCCCCCCACCCCCACCCCAUCUUUUUACGCUGCUGCUACUCUGUUAAUUAUUUAUGCAUAGUCACUUUAACUCUACCCACAUGUACAUAUUACCUCAACUACCUCAACUAGCCGGUGCCCCCGCACAUUGACUCUGCACCGGUACCCCCCUGUAUAUAGCCUCCCUACUGUUAUUUUAUUUUACUUCUGCUCUUUUUUUCUCAACACUUUUUUGUUGUUGUUGUUUUAUUUUACUUUUUUAUUAAGAAAUAAAUGCAUUGUUGGUUAAGGGCUGUAAGUAAGCAUUUCACGGUAAUGUCUACACCUGUUGUAUUCGGCACAAAUAACAUUUGAUUUGAUUUGAUUUUGAACAUCUGCAUAAUAAUGUUUUGAAACCCCCAAUAAUGUUUUUUUUUCAGCUUGUGUUAAAAACAUACCUGCAUAGGUCAGUAUAGCUCUGAAUAUCUACCAAACUCAUUAUAGGAUAUGGGAGAUAAGGACACUUUUAUUUUGGGGGGUAUUCAGAAGACUUGGCCCACUACAUGUACAGUAAUUCAGAGUAUAUUAUAUUUUGCCUACAGUAACCUAUCACAAAUUCUCUUAUCUAUCUUUUGGACAUUAUAGCAAAGCAAUACAUACUCAAAUUACACUAUAGAGAUAUGUAGCACAUAUCCUGUAAGAGCCUAUACUAUUCUAGGCUAUACUAUACUAAUAUGAUGCCAUUUAGCAGACGCUUUUAUCCAAAGCGACUUACAGUCAUGCGUGCAUACAUUUUUAUGUAUGGGUGGUCCCGGGGAUUGAACCCACUACCUUGGCAUUACAAGCGCCAUGCUCUACCAGCUGAGGUACAGAGGACCACACACUAUAGGCUAUACAUUUUAGUCAUUUAGCAGACGCUCUUAUCCAGAGCGACUUACAUGAGCAAUUAGGGUUAAGUGCCUUGCUUAAGGGCACAUCAACAGAAUUUUCACCUAUUCAGCUCGGGGAUUAGAACCAGCGACCUUUCGGUUACUGGCACAACACUCUUACCCACUAAGCUACCUGCCGCCCUAUACUAUUCUAUAGAUUAUACUAUACUAUAGGCUAUACAUUUACAUUUUAGUCAUUCAGCAGAUGCUCUUAUCCAGAGCGACUUACAGUUAGUGAGUACAUUUUUCAUACUGGCCCCCCCGUGGGAAUCUAACCCACAACCCUGGCAUUGCAAACACCAUGCUCUACCAACUGGAGGCCUGUAGCUCAGUUUGUAUAUUCUAUAGGCUAUACUAUUCUAUAUACUAUACUAUACUAUACUAUAGGCUAUACUAUACUAUAGACUAUACUAUUCUAUAGACUAUACUAUACUAUACUAUUCUAUAGGCAAUACUAUACUAUAGGCUAUACUAUACUAUACUAUACUAUACUAUUCUAUAGACUAUACUAUACUAUUCUAUAGACUAUACUAUACUAUUCUAUAGACAAUACUAUACUAUAGGCUAUACUAUACUAUACUAUACUAUAGACUAUACUAUAGACUAUACUAUUCUAUAGACUAUACUAUUCUAUAGACUAUACUAUACUAUACUAUAUACUAUACUAUAGACUAUACUAUUCUAUAGACUAUACUAUACUAUUCUAUAGACUAUACUAUAUCUAUUCUAUAGCUACUAAUACUAUCUAUAGGACUAUACUAUACUAUACUAUACUAUAGCCUCUAUACUAUACAUAUACUAUACUACUAUGACUAUACUAUUCUAUAGACUAUACUAUACUAUACUAUUCUAUAGACUAUACUAUACUAUUCUAUAGGCAAUACUAUACUAUAGGCUAUACUAUUCUAUAGGCUAUACUAUACUAUACUAUACUAUAGGCUAUACUAUACUAUAGACUAUACUAUUCUUAUAGGACUAUACUAUACUAUACUAUAUCUAUAGCCUACAUAACUAUAUACUAUAGGCAUACUAUACUAUAGCUAUACUAUACUAUAUACUACAUACUAUACAUAUACUAUCUUCUAUAGAUACUGUAACUAUAUCUAUACUAUUCUAUAGGCAAUAUACUAAUACUAUACUAUACAUACUAUUUCUAUAGACUAUACUAUACUAUAGCUAUACUAUACUAUACUAUAGCUAUUAUUACUAUUAGGAUAUACUAGUCUAUAGCUAUUACUAUACUCUUAUAUAGCUAACUAUACUAUUUAGACUAUACUAGAAUAUACUAUACUAUAGGCUAUACUAUUCUAACAGGACCUAUUCUAUACUAUACUAUUUUAAUAACCAUACUAUAAUAUUAAUAUACUAUUAACUAUAGACUAUCCUAUUCUAUAGUUACUAAUACUAAAACCUAAUUACUAUUCUAUAGGCAAUUACUAUACUAUACUAUACUAUAGGCUCUACUAUUAUACAGAACUAUUCUAUACUAUACUAUACUACUACUAUACUAUACGUAUACUAUAACUAUAGACUUACUAUUCUAUAGACUUAUCUAUACUAUACUAUUACUAUUCUAUAGGCAAUUACUAUACUAUAGGCUAUACUAUUCUAUAGACUAGACUAGACUAUACUAUACUAUACUAUACUAUAGCUAUACUAUACUAUAGACUAUACUAUUCUGUUGUCUUUGUAAUUUACGUGCCGUCUGACUGUGCGUUGCAGGUCGAACUCAGGCCAGUGUCUGUGUAAGGAGGGCUUUGCGGGCGAGCUCUGUGACCGCUGUGCCUUUGGCUACAGGGACUUCCCCCUGUGUUCACGCUGUGAGUGCAGUCUGGAGGGCAGCCUCAACAUCGACCCAUGCUCAGAGUGCAUCUGCAAGGUAACACUGGGGUUUAACUGUGGGGAACACGGCACUAUUACGGUUUGACUUAAAAAUGUAUGCACUCACUAACUGUAAGUCGCUCUGGAUAAGAGCAUCUGCUAAAUGUCUAAAAUGUAAAUGUAACUGUGCUGCUAAAGUGGUGGAUUUGGGGUGUGGGGUUGUGUGUGUGUUUAGGGGUCGAGGUGGGGUUGUGUGUGGGGGUCAGGGGUGGGGUUGUGUGUGUGUUUAGGGGUCGAGGUGGGGUUGUGUGUGGGGGUCAGGGGUGGGGUUGUGUGUGUGUUUAGGGGUCCAGGGGUGGGGUUGUGUGUUUAGGGGUCGAGGUGGGGUUGUGUGUGGGGGUCAGGGUUGGGGUUGUGUGUUUAGGGUCGAGGUGGGGUUUGUGGGUGGUGGGGGUGGUGUGGUAGGGGAGGGGGUCGGGAGGGGUUGUGGGUUGGUUUAGGGGGUGAGUGGUGUUGUGUGUGGUUAGGGGUCAGGGGGGGUGUGUGGGUGUUAGGGUGAGGUGGGUUUGUGGGGUCAGGGGGGUGUGUGUGUUUGGGGGGGGGUGUGUGUUUGUGUGUGGGGUUGAGGUGGGGGGUUGUGGUGUGUGGUGUUUGUCGGGGGGGUGUGUUGUGUGGUGUGUAGGGGAGGGGUGUGUGUGUAACGGUGAUGAUUAACCAUAUGAUGUUCCUACAAAACCAAACACCCUAACUUCCACUGUGUCUCUGUUUCAGGAGAACGUGAUGGGGGCCAACUGUGACCUGUGUAAGCAGGGUUUCUUCAACCUGGAGGUCAGUGAUCCAGAGGGCUGCACAGAGUGUUUCUGCUUCGGUGUGUCUGACGUGUGUGAGAGUUCACCCUGGUCUUGGUCUCAGGUAACACACCGUAACACCCACAUCCAAAUACACCCUCAUUGUGAAUAUGUUCCUUUAGAAUAUCCAAACUAUGCAGCAAGCAACUCAUGGUUCAGCAUAGUUUUGUUGGGAGCCUUUAAACUAUUUCUUACUGUAGAACUCAUUAACAUAUAACCAGUAAAUUGGAUCGGCCUGUGAUGUUCUCAUGACGAGUUCAUAGAACGAAGUUCUUGUCACGAUCGUCGAAGGAAGAGGACCAAGGUGCAGCGUGAAAUGCGAACAUACUUUAUUAUCAAUGGUGAUAACACGAACAAAACAAUAAACGAUAACGUGACGUCCUAGGUCUAAACACAACCAACACGGAACAAGAUCCCACAACUACUGUGGGAAAACAGCCUGUCUAAAUGUGGUUCCCAAUCAGAGACAACCAGCAACAGCUGACACUCGUUGCCUCUGAUUGAGAACCACUCUGGCCAACAUAGAAAUAGAACAACUAGAAACUACAACACAGAAUACAAACACAUAGAAUCUACACACCCUGGCUCAACAUAAUGAGUCCCCAGAGCCAGGGUGUGACAGUUCUCUCCUUGCCCACAGACUGUGCACUCCAAUGGAUGGCUCCUUCCCACCAAAAGCUUAUCUGUCUACACGGCACCCCUCACUGAUGAAGACAACAACCUCUUCGUCCCAAACAUCACCAUGAUCCAAUCAUACCGUUUUCUUUCUACAUGGGCCGCCCCGGAGUCCUUCCUGGGGAAAAGGGUACGUUUCGUUAGCAUAUACUGUACCUAUGCAGUCCCUUAUUCCUUUUGAGCUCAAAGCUCCAGUGGCAUUAGCAUUAGCUCUCUCAUUUUGCUGUUCAAAUAGCUAAUGACCUGCAUGUAUUAGCUUCAAACAAAUUGAUUUUACAAUCCUCUCUCCCUAGGGAUCUCUCGCUCUCAUUCUCUCUCUCUGUCUCUCUCUUUCGCUCUCUCUCUGUCUCUCUAUCUCUCUGUCUCUCUAUCUCUCUGUCUCUCUAUCUCUCUGUCUGUCUCUCUCUCUCUCUCUCUCUCGCUUCUCUCUCGCUCUCUCUCUCUCUCUCUCUCUCUCUCUCUCGUGCUCCUCCUCGCUCUCUCUCUCUCUCUCUCUCCACCCCCCCCUCUCUCUCUCAAUUAAAUUAAAUUAAAUUAAAUUUCAAUUCAAUUCAAUUCAAUUGUGCAAUUUCAAUUUAAGGGCUUUAUUGGCAUGGGAAACGUAUGUUAACAUUGCCAAAGCAAGUGAGUAGAUAGUAAACAAAAGUGAAAUAAAACAAUAAAUAUUAACAGUAAACAUUACACUCAGAAGUUCCAAAAGAAUAAAGACAUUUCAAAUGUCAUAUUAUGUAUAUAUACAGUGUUGUAACGCUCUCUCUCUCUAUCUCUCUCGCUACUGUAUUUCUCUCUCUCUCAUUCAUCAUUCAUUCAUUCUCUCUCUCUCUCUCUCUCUCUCUCUCUCUCUCUCUCUCUCUCUGUCUCUCUCUGUCUCUCUCUCUCUCUCUCUCUAUCUCUCUGUCUCUGUCUCUCUCUCUGUCUCUCUCUCUCUCUCUCUCUCUCUCUCUCUCUCUCUCUCUCUGUCUCUCUCUCUCUCUGUCUCUCUCUCUCUCUCUCUCUCUCUCUCUCUCUCUGUCUCUCUCUCUCUCUCUGUCUCUCUCUCUCUCUGUCUCUCUGUCUCUCUCUCUCUCUGUCUGUCUGUCUCUCUCUCUCUCUGUGUCUGUCUCUCUCUCUCUCUCUCUCUCUCUCUCUCUCUCUCUCUCUCCCUGAAGCGAUUAGAUUUCCACCCAUCCUCUCCUAUCCUCCCACUGUGUGUUAAUACAGGGUGCCAUGUAAUUAUAGUCAAGCAGGGCCAGGUCCUUUAUUAAUCCCUGAGUUAAUGAUGUUCCACUCAUUAGAACCCUGUCUAAUAUGUUUUCUACCCAUUAGUCCCUCAGGUGAUUAGAGUUAAUUAAUUAAUUAAUUAGAAUGAGUCAUUAUCUAUGGCAUGUCCUUAAUAUCGGGUGGGAGGGAGAGAUAGAGAUAGAAGCAGCAUUUAUCCUGAAGGGCCUGAUUUCAUGUCAGUAUUUAGUGUGACGAAUUUCCACUAUUUCAUAUUUGCUGUAGGUACUGUUUUCUUGAAUGUAACACUCUCUCCCUUUUUCCAAUUUUCCCUGUUCCCUUUUCUCAUUGCUAUGUGAAGCUGACAUCGUACGGAGGGUUUUUGAACUACAGUGUGGCGUAUGAUGUUUCAGUGGACAACGUGGACAAGUCUCUGCCGUCACAGUUCGAAUUGAUUAUCGAGGUAAGCUACUAUUGGGCUAACAAAAUAUUGGGCUAACAGAUAUUGGGCUAACAGGUAGAAUAGCGUUUAGAGAGGCUGCUGGUUUCAAAUCCUAGAUGCCAUUGCCUGCCAUUCUGCCCUUGAGCAAAGCACUUAACCCCCCAUAACAACAGCUCCCCGGGUGCCCAGUGUGGCAGCCCCGCCGCACCUCUCCAAAAAACCUGUAUAUGUAUGUGUAUGUCCUGUAUGUGUGUCUUUCGGAGGGGUUGGGUUAAAAGUGGAAGUCAAUUUUCGGUUGGAGCUUGUGUGCAAUUGACCAAUAAAGCAAUUUGAUCUUAUUGUUUUCAACCUGGCUAUGAUAUUAACAAUAUGUAAGUGCAAUGGAAAGCAAGACUAACUAAAAACCCUUCCCACUGGGCACAGACGUCAGUUCAACUUCUAUUUUUUAUUUACAUUUGGUUGAGUUGUCAACUAACGUGAAUUCAACGUGAAAUCCCAAAAUAAAUUCACCAUGACAUUGGAUUUAGGUUCAAAGUUGAGUGAAAAAAAAGAAUAUAUUCCCGUAUGUUGAUGACUUCUUGCAAAUCCAAUCAGUUUUCCAUCUUGAUUCAAUGUCAUCACAUUUUUGUUGUUAUUGUUGAAAUGACGUGGAAACAAUGUUGAUUCAAACAGUUUUUGCCCAGUUGGUAGUUUAAACGAAAAACCUCUAUCCCCUAGCUCUUCAGUGAUUGCAGACCUGAAGGAGUCAUAUAGAUGAUUGCAGAAUCACCCCGGCCUAAAUCUAAAACUAUUCUAAAGGGUUGAUUAUACCAACCCCUGAACCUACAUCAGGUCGUCAUUGUAAAUCAAAAUGUGUUGCUAACGGCCUUGUUUGGAUGUGUCCCCAGGGGAACGGGAGGACCCUGCGUCAGACGCCCCCCAGGCAGCUCUUCCUGACGCCCCUGCGUGAGCAGCAUGUUGCUGUGGAGCUCUUGCCACAGGGCUUCGUAGACCUGCACACGGGUCAGAGGGUGGACAGGGUCGAGCUGAUGACCGCACUGGCCGACGUGGCUGGACUGAGGAUCAGAGGUCACCUCAAUGCCAGCGCAGAAGGGGCACUCAGGUUGAGCAAUGUAUCUCUGGACAUGGUAGACAUCAAUUCUGCUAACCCAGUCAAGGCCCGGGACGUGGAGCAGUGUGAGUGCCCCUGGGGCUACUCGGGCAUAUCCUGUGAGGUAAACACCCAGGUCAUGUGACGGUGGCCAGGUUCAUACUGUUUACUACUGUAGGUGUCUAGUCAAGUUUGUUAAUGAUUUGAGCUGCAUCCGUUGUAAAAGCAAAGUUCAUUAUGCUUUUCAGUUGGCUUUGUUAGUUAGAGUUAGAAGAAGAGCAUGGUGUUGGCAACAAUGUUGUGGGUUCAAUUCCAACAAAACCCACAUAUUUUGAAUACGUGUUAACUAUGUGUCACUUUAGGUGAACACAACUGCUAAAUGAUUAUGUUAUAGUUCUCUUUGUGUUUGUAGUACUGUAUGUCUGGAUUCAGAGGAGGCUGGUGGGAGGAGCUAUAGGAGGACGGGCUCAUUGUAAUGGCUGGAAUAGAAUGAACAAAACGGUAUCAAACACAUCAAACAUACUUUGGGUAAAAGCGACCGCUUAAUGAUGAUGUUAUUGUUCUCUGUGUGUUUGUAGUACUGUAUGUCUGGGUUCUAUCGUGUCGGGGGCAUCCUGUUCGGAGGCAACUGUCUCCAGUGUGAGUGUAACGACCAUGCUAAGGAAUGUGACAUCAACGGAGUGUGUCUGGUGAGUCCUCUAUCUGCCCCAUGUCAUGUUUAGACAGUGGGGGGUCAGAGAAGUAGAUAUUUGACCCAUAGAUAUACAAUAUACUGUAUGUAGUCAUUCCAUACAUAUGUCAAUGAAGUCUGUCUGGCUAGUCACUACUAUAUGCAGUGGGGGGCCAUAGACAUAGAUAUAUGACACUUAGAUAUCCCAUACAUGUACAGCUAUGGCUUGUUUGUUAGCUCGACGCGUGAUCUCAACUACUUCCACCACCAUCUGUGUAAAAUAAGGACGUGGUCUCAUCUAGCUGUUUAUCUGAUCCUAACAUCUCCACUAGAUAACCUCUGAACUGGUCAGAGCUUCACUUAGAUUUGAGAUUUUAGUCAUUUAGCAGAUGCUCUUAUCCAGAGCGACUUACAGUUAGUGAGUGCAUGCAUUUUUUCUCUCCGUACUUCACAGUUAGAGGCUACACCAAUGAGCAAACCCCCAGUAGGAAGCUUCCUGGCUUGAGCUGUGUUUGUUGACAGCCAUAAUGAUGAAUCACUCUUCUAUGCUGUGUCUGAAAUGGCAUCCUAUUCCCUAUGUAGUGCACUACUUUUGGCUAGAGCCUCCAUCCUAUUCCCUAUGUAGUGCACUACUUUUGGCUAGAGCCUCCAUCCUAUUCCCUAUGUUGUGCACUACUUUAUAGGGAAUAGGGUGCCAUCUUGGGCUCUGUUUCAAUUGAAUUCCUCGCUUUAUUGGAUGACAAGUUAAUGCUGUGUUAGGCGUUUAAAUGGCGUGCGGCAAAGCAGUGAUUAUCCUUUGGCUACUGCCAGGCAUCCGUUCGGUCAAUGUACUAUGUAAAUCAAAAGACAUGCUAAAGCUAGUAGCUACAACAUUCAAUUGCAUUAGUGAAAAUGCUUCACUUUGCGGUUAGGUUUAGCAGCUUGGUGCAGUUAAAGGGAUAGUUCACUUUUUAGGAGCUUUAUUUUCGACUUACCUAGGGUGUUCAUCCAAACAGUUUUUAAAAAAUGUGAAAUAAUCUAAAACUUCAAAAAGUUAACUAUCCCUUUAACAUGGCAGUGGAUGUUGAGACAUCCCAAUAAAUGUUGGUUGCUAUGGUGUGUCAAUGGCAGCUUAAGGGCAUGUGUGUCAUGUCAGAAAUACGUUUUAUCCGGGCACUGUCGCCUUAAAUCUUUCCCCAGGACUGUACUCACAAUACCACUGGGCCCCACUGUGACCAAUGCCUCCACGGUUACUAUGGCGACCCCACUGAGGGCACCCCGGAGGACUGCAGGAGAUGCGCUUGCCCGCUGACAGUGGCGACGAACAAGUGAGUGACUGUGCCAACUCUGUGCCAACAUGCCAUUAAUUUAGAUUCUAGAACCCCUCUCCAUGGCGAUAGAUGGGUCAAAUAUGUGUGGACGCUGGGUGGUGGAGAGUAUGGCCGAUAUUGGUUAUUGUAGGUUUCAUGUCAACAACAGAAUGUUUCAACUGUACCAGGUACUUUAUUGCUUUAUUUAAUGACGGGUAGGUUAGCUGUUGUGUGAAUUGAUUCCAAGCAUAAACUUAGUGCUGGUGUUUCUCAAUUUUAGGGAGUGGAAGGGGUGAGAUCUCCACUCAUACAAUAUGAAAUGCUUAAAGUUUGAGAAAAGCCCUAUGCUCUAGCUCUUACUAGUUAAUGUGAUGUCAUCAUUCACACUCCUGGUCUCUUCUUCAGUUUCAGCCCCACCUGUGUCCUGGAGGGCCCUGGGCAGGUGACAUGUGACCAGUGCCAGCAUGGUUACACUGGGACUAAGUGUGAGAGGUAUGGAGAGUAAAUGUUCUUAAACCUUAUCCUGUCAGUUUGACCUUCUCUUCACUUCUUAAACCUGUACUAUAUAAUCAGAUACACAGAGCAUUCGGAAAGUAUUCAUACCCCUUGACUUUUUCCACAUUUGGAUAUGUUACCUUAGCAUUAUUCUAAAAUGGUUUAAAUUGUAUUUUCUUCUUCUCACCAAUAUACACACAACACCCCAUAAUGACAAAGCAAAAACUGGGAUGGGGAGCGUCGCUGCACAGUCUGGGCUUUGGCUGGGCCACUCAAGGACAUUCAGAGACUUGUCUGAAGCCACUCCUGCAUUGUCUUGGCUGUGUGCUUAGGGUAUUUGUCCGAUUGGAAGGUGAACCUUCACCCCAGUCUGAGGUCCUGAGCGCUCUGGAGCAGGUUUUCAUCAAGGAUCUCUCUGUACUUUGCUCCAUUCAUCUUUCCCUCGAUCCUGACUAGUCUCCCAGUCCCUGCCGCUGAAAAACAUCCCCACAGCAUGAUGCUGCCACCACCAUGCUUCACCGUAGGGAUGGUGCCAGGUUUCCUCCAGAUGUGACGCUUGGCAUUCAGGCGAAAGAGUUCAAUCUUUGAUUCAUCAAACCAGAGAAUCUUGUUUCUCAUGGUCUGAGAGUCCUUUAGGUGCCUUUUGGCAAACUCCAAGCGGGCUGUCAUGUGCCUUUUACUGAGGAGUGCCUUCUGUCUGGCCACUCUACAAUAAAGGCCUGAUUGGUGGAGUGCUGCAGAGAUGGUUGUCAUUCUGGAAGGUUCUCCCAUCUCCACAGAUGAAGUCUGGAGCUCUGUCAGAGUGACCAUCGGGUUCUUGGUUACCUCCCUGACCAAGGUCCUUCUCCCCCGAAACAUCUUAAGGAUGAUCAAUGGAAACAGGAUGCACCUGAGCUCAAUUUCGAGUCUCAUAACAAAGGGUCUGAAAACUUAUGUAAAUAAGGUAGUUCAGUUUUUUUAAUUUUUUAUACAUUUGCAACAAUUUCUAAAAACGUGUUUACGCUUUGUCAUUGUGGGGUAUAGUGUGUAGAUAAAAAAUGUAUUUAAUCCAUUUUAGAAUAAGGCUGUAACGUAACAAAAUGUGGAAAAAGUCAUGGGGUCUGAAUACUUUCCGAAUGCACUGUAUUUCACUUGUACAUCUAAACACAUAGUAAAAUACUUAUAACAGUUUACAUGGGAAAAUUAUAAGUGAAACUCAGUUACAAUACUUUAAUACUAGUCUCAACCAUUUAACUAAUAGUUUAUUGUAUUAUUUGUUAAUCUUCGAACUUUGACUUCUACAGGUGUGCUAACGGUUACCACGGUGACCCGAAGGUGGCGGGCCAGGAGUGUGUGGUGUGUGAGUGUAACGGUAACGUGGACCCCUGGGAGCCGGGCCACUGUGACCCCAGCAGCGGUGUGUGUCUGAAGUGUCACAGCCACACCAGCGGAGACCAGUGUGAGAGGUGCGAAGACGGCUACUACGGUGACGCCAUCACUGCCAAGAACUGCCAGGGUAAGAGAGCUGUGAUGAUGACGAGGAAGAUGAUGAAGAUGAGGAUUCUUCCACAGAUCCCCACACAGUUACAUAUACACGACAAGCAACAUCCCUCACCACCAUGUACUGAACAUGCUAGUUAACACUAAACUUGCUCAUCCAUCUAACUGCAGUCGAUGAUACGUACCGAACUACAACACAGAAUGACAUAGUGAGAAUAGACAUGAAAUAGACACUUUUGCUCAUUUCUGAGUAGCAGUUAGCAAGUCAGGAAUGGUGAGUGAAGAACGUGGCCAACCGACCACAGAUGAAAUCUCAACUUUGACCUAUACCUGCUCCCCCCCCCCCCCCCCCAACAUCACGUCCUUAGACCUAAUCCUAACAAUAAUGUAUGUUAUGGGUCAGGACCCAUAUUCACAAAGCGUCUCAGCGUAGCAGUGCUGAUCUGGGAUCAGGUUCCACCUUAUCCAUGUAAUCUCAUUCAUUAUGAUCUAUAAGGUAAGACUGAUCCUAGAUCAGCACUCCUUUUCUGAGACGCAUUGUGAAUACAGACCCAGACAUGUUACCUCAGGCAUUGUGAGGUCAAAGGUCAGGUUAAAUCCCUGUCUGAAUAUGAUAUGGCAUGGCACCAGGCCUCAUAGGGAAGCUUAUGAACAGCGUAUUAAUGUCUAAUAACCAUCACAUGAAGCUUUAUAAUCCCCUUGGCCUUUGGGGGCGGCAGGUAGCAUAGUGGUUAAGAGCGUUGUGCCAGUAACCGAAAGGUCGCUGGUUCUAAUCCCAGAGCCGACUAGGUGAAAAAUCUGUUGAUGUGCCCUUGAGCAAGGCACUUAACCCUAAUUGCUCUUGUAAGUCGCUCUGGAUAAGAGCGUCUGCUAAAUGACUAAAAUGUAAAAAUGGGUAUGGUAAUACUGCAGGCUUCUCAUUCCCAGACCUGGUUUUGUGACAAUGUCUGCAUUCCACAACAUUGACAAUGCAUGUAUGUUAUGACAAUAGGAAUGUUCUAUUCAUAGGGAGAUAUGUGGAUGGAUUCAGUCAUUACCUAGAAUGUAACUUAUUUGGACAUCAAACAUGGUCCAAAAUAUUGUGAUGGAUGUGCAAUUUUACUUCAGAUGUGUGUUUACUUGUCAUGAAAGACAACUGUAGAAGAGCUCUUUGUAAUGGAUAGAGUGACAUCUAGGGGAACAUCGCAAUACUGCAAGUCUUGCGUACCUUCACCCGUUCAGCCUCAUUUCACAAAACUUGCUCAAAUGUCUGCAUAACGUUUAUACUACAUGAAAAAAUAUAUAUAUUCUAUCAUCAAAAUAGAGCUUUGAGAAUUGUAUGAUUAUUUUAAAAUAUACCUCUCAGGUUACCAGUAUUAUUUUCAACACAAAAUUAGAGCAUGAAUCCUGGUGUUAUAAACAUGUACGUUUACGACUAUGUUUUACUCCUAUUUAUCCCCUGUGUAGCUUGUGGUUGCCAUGAAAAAGGGUCGUACUCGGGAGUGUGUGACCUCCUUACUGGACGGUGUACCUGCAAACCCAACGUGGUGGGUGAGAAGUGUGACCAGUGUCAGGUAUGUAGAUUGUAUAGCAUUCUCUAUGUUCAGUUUCAUAUUAUUUUCACAACUUCAAACUCGCAUACUAUAGGGCCAAGAGUUUUUCUGGCUAUAUGGUCGAGUCACAUGGCCAGUCCCUUCUACCCUCCUAGACUAUUUUCCCUGUAAUUCCUCCCAACUUCCAACUCCCCACUCCCACACCUCAUGGAAUAAGUAUUUGGAAUUUGGAAACGGAUACUAAAUUACUAACCCUAAUCCAGGCCAGUCCAUUGGAACACUUAGUUAUCAGUGGGUGUCCAAGGUCUCCCGCUUCUCUCCUCCCCGUGUCCUACUUUCCAAUAGAACCCCCAGCUGGUCUGAAGGCAGUCCAAUGUUUUGGGAAUAUUCAUUAGCACGGUCAGAUUAUCUGUCGGCUCCCUGGCAGAGAGAGGGAGGGAAGGAGGGGGAGAUAUCUUUAGUUGAUUUUUUUUAGGGCAGUAGAGGGGUUUGUUUGGUGGAGGUGGGUGGAGGGGAGCUCUUUGGCUGGGCAGGGGCUGUUCAAAUGUAACCAAAAACACAUGGAUUCAAAACAUCUAGAGAUGGUUAUCUGGAGAAAACAGAGCGCAGUCUUGGCCUUCUCUUUCUCUCAAUAUGUUAACCAAAAAUUACAUUCCAAUUUGCGGAUGUAGAAAUUGAGAGAUGGGGAUGGAAGGGGGUUAGCAGCUUCUCUCUAAUCCCAGAAUUAGAUGAUCUGGCUGGGGUAAAUUCUGACCUAAGGCCUGGCUGUCUGGUUCCUGGUUUUCCAUUGGGUCCAAUUUGGACUGAGAGUUGACAGCUUUGGCAGAGAGGACUGAUAGAGACAGACUCCACCAGUAAUAUUACAGGAGAUAGGAGAUACUUCCUGCCUGUUCAUGUCGAUGGUAACUGAGAUGAUUGGUGACAGUGAGACCCUCUGAUUGAUAGUGACGAUGUCAUUAGAAGUGUUACGUCUAAUGUCACUUGGCCUCCUGCUAUAUGCUCUCUAUCAAGGAUACAGACUCAGAGUAAUACACCUUUUUUUCUGGAUAUACUUGUAUUGAUGUUUUACAGUUUAAGAAAGGUUGAAUGAAUGAUCAAGAGGAUUCUCAGAAGGAUGGAGUCUGCUGGUUAGUUGAUGGAAGUUAGUAACAAUUGGUGUUUUCGUCUGUGUUUUCCAGGUGGGCUUCCACGGUCUUCUCAACGGACAGGGGUGCAGAGAAUGUAACUGUAUCCAGUCAGGAUCUGUGUCCACGGCCUGUGAGGAAGAUGGGCGGUGCCAAUGCAUCCCAGGGGUGGCGGGGGACAAGUGUGACCGCUGUCACCAUGGUUACUUUAACUACCAGGGCAGCGGCUGUACACGUAAGGCCACAAACAUUACCCAAACUUUAACAGACAUUUACAUUUGAGUUUCCUUCUGAUCUGAACUGAUCAUAGUGCUCUCUCCACCCCACUCUCUCUCUCUCUCUCUCUCUCUCUCUCGUUCUCGCUCUCCUCCCCCAUUCAGAGUGUGAGUGUGCCCACACCCAUGGCAACUGUAACGCGACGACAGGCGAGUGUAUCUGUCCUCCCCACACCAGAGGAGAGAAGUGUGAGCUGUGUGAAGAAGGUCACUGGGGUCACGACACUGUGACAGGCUGUAAGGUAAAACCCACCUCUCCUACUGGAAAUGUAUACGCCUUUAUAAGGCCUACAUAUCCCUACAUUGACUAUUUUAAUGCCUACAUAGAUGCUUCAUAAGUUAUAAAUGUAAUAAGCAAAUUCAUAUAACAUAAAAGUUGUUCAUUAAAGCUCAUCUUUGCCCCUUUGUUCCUAGUCAUGUGACUGCAGUGAGGCGGGCAGCUCUGCCACCCAGUGUGGCAUCACAAACGGGCAGUGCCAGUGCCGCUCUGAGUUUGCCGGGCAGAACUGUGACCGCUGCGCCAUGGGCUACAGGGGCUACCCAGAAUGCACGGUGUGCAACUGCAAUACCAACGGCACCAGAGAGGAGUUCUGUGAUGAGGAACUGGGCGUGUGCAGCUGUGAGGCCCCAGGGAACUGUGUGUGCAAGGUACUUAAACUGCUGGUGAAAUUGGUUGAGUGAACAAACAGUAAUCUUGUAUCAUAUGAUGGAAUAUCAUAUCUGUUAUGGCCUAUGAUAGUGUUGUGUUUUAUUGUGUCCGUACGAAGUAUGUUGUCUGUUUAAAUUAAUUGGUCUGUGGUUGCCAGGACAACGUGGGCGGAGGUGGCUGUGAUGAGUGUAAGAAGGGAACCUUCGGCCUAUCUGGUUCUAACCCGGCCGGCUGCAGCCCCUGCUUCUGUUUCGGGGUCUCCUCAGACUGUGAGGAGCUGGGUGGGAUGGUCCGGGUGCUGGUGAGUACAGUCCACUUAUCCAAACCCUCAUCAUCCAGGGGUCUGUUCAGUGAGUUGAAACAUUCAGAACACUACAGAUAGAGAUGUAAGGAAUAAACCCACUGGGCACAGACGUCAGUUCAACGUCUAGUUUUUUUGAGUUUUCAGCUAAUGUGAAUUCAACGUGAAAUCAACAAAAAAGGUCACCAUGUCAUUGGAUUUAGGUUCAAAGUUAGGUGAAAAAAUAUGAAAUGCCGUUGAUUACUUUUUGCAAAUCCAAUCAGUUUUCCACGUUGAUUCAAUGUCAUCACAUAGAUCUUUUGGGUUGAAAUAAUGUGGAAACAAUGUUGAUUCAACCAGUUUUUGCCCAGUGGGGAGCUAUCACUACACUAUUUGCCAUGACAGAUGAAUAUGUCUGUUUGGCACAAUGCAUUUUCUACCUGAAUGUUCUGUAAUUUUUGUUUUCCAUUGAAAAACGUUUUAAAACGUGUGCCAGCUACUGAAUAUUACCCUGGUUUCCUGUUUUAGUCCCGCCCAUCUGCUUCCUGUUCAGAUGGGUGGCUAUGCUAACAGGGUUGAGAAACUGUCCGCCAUUGUCUGAAGGGGUUGAGCGGCCAUCAUUCUGCCAUUUUCUAAACAAAAUACUUAAAAUUCUUUCUAGUCGCUGUCUGGAAUGGCAAUACCUUUGUUUAGUGAUACUCUUAUAUUCUUUAUACAACAACAAUACUGUAUAAUAUCUUGGCUUCUAUUUGUCUGGUUUAUGUCAGAAUCAUUUUCUCUGUCUUGUUUAUAACCUCGUUAGCCAAGAAGCAACCGGCAUGUCAAAUCUAACAAUGUAUCAUGCUUAGAGCCUGGAGUUUUUCCUGAAAAUGCGUCAUGACCAGGAAGAUAUCAUCUAUAAGCUAUUUCCGAGUUCAAAGCUCUUUGGUCAGGUGUAUCCAGAUGUUUUGGCCCAUACUAAUUCUUCAGCUGUACACUAUCUCAUCUGUCUGGAUGAAGAACAAACUCUUUAUCCUCACCACAUCAGUCACUGGCUUCAUCAAUAAGUGCAUCGAUGACGUCGUCCCAACAGUGACUGUACGUACAUACCCCAACCAGAAGCCAUGGAUUACAGGCAACAUCCGCACUGAGCUAAAGGGUAGAGCCACCGCUUUCAAGGAGCGGGACUCUAACCCGGAAGCUUUUUUUUAUUUUUUUACAUUUUUAGUCAUUUAGCAGACGCUCUUAUCCAGAGCGACUUACAGGAGCAAUUAGGGUUAAGUGCCUUGCUCAAGGGCACAUCGACAGAUUUUUCACCUAGUCGGCUCGGGGAUUAGAACCAGCGACCUUUCGGUUACUGGCACGACGCUCUUACCCACUAAGCUACCUAUGCCCUCCGACAAACCAUCAAACAGGCAAAGAUCGACUCGUACUACACCGGCUCCGACACUCGUCGGAUGUGGCAGGGCUUGCAAACUAUUACAGACUACAAAGGGAAGCACAGUCACGAGCUGCCCAGUGACACGAGCCUACCAGACGAGCUAAAUUACUUCUAUGCUCACUUCGAGGCAAGUAACACUGAAACGUGCAUGAGAGCAUCAGCUGUUCCGGACGACUGUGUGAUCACGCUCUCCGUAGCCGAUGUGAGUAAGACCUUUAAACAGGUCAACAUUCACAAGGCCGCAGGGCCAGACGGAUUACCAGGACAUGUACUCCGAGCAUGCGCUGACCAACUGGCAAGUGUUUUCACUGACAUUUUCAACCUGUCCCUGGCCAAGUCUGUAAUACCUACGUUUCAAGCAGACCACCAUAGUCCCUGUGCCCAAGAACACUAAGAUAACCUGCCUAAAUGACUACCGACCCGUAGCACUCACAUCUGUAGCCAUUAAGUGCUUUGAAAGGCUGGUCAUGGCUCACAUCAACACCAUUAUCCCAGAAACCCUAGACCCACUCCAAUUUGCAUACCGCCCCAACAGAUCCACAGAUGAUGCAAUCUCUAUUGCGCUCCACACUGCCCUUUCACACCUGGACAAAAGGAACACCUAUGUGAGAAUACUAUUCAUUGACUACAGCUCAGCGUUCAACACCAUAGUGCCCUCAAAGCUCAUAACUAAGCUAAGGACCCUGGGACUAAACACCUCCCUCUGCAACUGGAUCCUGGACUUCCUGAUGGGCCGCCCCCAGGUGGUAAGGGUAGGUAACAACACAUAUAUCAGCCAUCUGAUUACAAUGAAGAGCAAGAUGUGCCGCUCUGUUCUGGGCCAGCUGCAGCUUAACUAGGUCUUUCUCAGCAGCGCUUGACCACAUGGCUGGACAAUAAUCAAGAUAAGACAAAACUAGAGCCUGCAGGACUUGCUUUGUGAAGACCUCUCCCUAUCUUUACAACCAUUAAAUCUAUAUCACAUCUGCCACGCUGAUCCUCAACACGUGGGCCCCUCAGGGGUGCGCGCUCAGUCCCCUCCUGUACUCCCUGUUCACUCAUGACUGCAUGGCCAGGCACGACUCCAACACCAUCAUUAAGUUUGCCGAUGACACAACAGUUGUAGGCCUGAUCACCGACAACGACGAGACAGCCUAUAGGGAGGUCAGAGACCUGGCCGUGUGGUGCCAGGAUAACAACCUCUCCCUCAACGUGAUCAAGACAAAGGAGAUGAUUGUGGACUACAGGAAAAAAAGAGGACUGAGCACGCCCCCAUUCUCAUCGACGGGGCUGUAGUGGAGCAGGUUGAGAGAUUCAAGUUCCUUGGUGUCCACAUCACCAACAAACUAACAUGGUCCAACCAUACCAAGACAGGAGCGAAGAGGGCACGACAAAACCUAUUCCCCUUAAGGAGACUGAAAAUAUUUGCCAUGGGUCCUCAGAUCCUCAAAAGAUUCAACAGCUGCACCAUCGAGAGCAUCUUGACUGGUUGCAUCACUGACUGGUAUGGCAACUGCUCGGCCUCCGACCGCAAGGCACUGCAGAGGGUAGUGCGUACGGCCCAGUAUAUCACUGUGGCCAAGCUUCCUGCCAUCCAGGGCCUCUAUACCAGGCGGUGUCAGAGGAAGGCCCUUAAAAUUGUCAAAGAUUACAGUUCUCUCUGCUACCGCACGGCAAGCGGUACCGGAGCGCCUAGUCUAGGUCCAAGAGGCUUCUAAACAGCUUCUACCCCCAAGCCAUAAGACUCCUGAACAUCUAAUCAAAUGGCUACCCAGACUAUUUGCAUUUAUUUUUUUUCGCUGCUGCUACUCUCUGUUUAUUAUCUAUGCAUAGACACUUUAAUAGCUCUAACUACAUGUACAUAUUACCUCAAUUACCUCGACUAACCGGUGCCCCCGCACAUUGACUCGGUACCGGUACCCCCUGUAUUUAGCCUCGCUAUUGUUAUUUUUACUGCUGCUCUUUAAUUAUUUGUUACUUUUAUUUCGUAUUAUUUUAUAUAGUAUUUUUUUGUGAUUUUAUGGGGGGUAUUCUUUCUUAAAACUGCAUUUUUGGUUAAGUAAUAAUUUCACUAUAAGGUCUACUACUGUCACGAUCGUCGGGUACAGAGGACCAAAGCGCAGCGUGAAAGGUGAACAUAUUUAUUAAAUAAUGAUAACACGAACAAAACAACAAACGAUAACAUGACGUCCUCGGUCUAACACAAACCACACUGGAACAAGAUCCCACAAACACUGUGGGAAAACUGGCUGCUUAAGUAUGGUCCCAAUCAGAGACAACAAGCAACAGCUGAUACAUGUUGCCUCUGAUUGAGAACCACACUGGCCAACAUAGAAAUACAAAACUAGAACAAAAACAAAUGAAAACUCACACCCUGGCUCAACAUACUAGAGUCCCCAGAGCCAGGGCGUGACAACUACACCUGUUGUAUUCGGCACAUGUGACAAAUAAAAUGUGAUUUGAUUUGAUUAGUCGCUGAAUGCUCCUAAUUAGCUUCAUUUUAAUUGGGUACAAUAGAGAGGAAAUAAAAUGCCCAGAAAGAUGCCCAACAGGAUGCCCAUCUUAGUAAUGCCACGUACGGUGCCUGCUGCUCGCAGCCUGGUGCCCGGCUCAAGGAUGCACGUGCCCUGUGUAGCGUUUAGCUAUGUGUGUGUUUUGUCUAUACACACACUCAUGCGUUUGUGUGUAUCUAUCUGUUCAUACAGAUCACACUGGGCUCUGACCCAGAGCUGCUUCGUGUGGUCAGUCAGAGUGACUUCCAGGGCAGUGUGGAGGGGGUCUACUACCAGACCCCAGACAUGCUGCUGGACACCAGGGAGAUAGAGAGCACCAGCCUGGCUGGACCCUACUACUGGAGGCUUCCCAAACACUACCAGGGAAACAAGGUACACUACACCUCACAUCACUGUUACCUCAUGAAGUGACUAUAUGAGACUUCAGGCCUGGGUUCCAAUAGCAUUUGUGUUCUUUCAUAUAGCUGCAGUUGACUGAGCUUGCCUGGUGCAAUGGAACCAAUGGAAUAGUCACAAAAGUGCAAACCCUUUUCAAUUGGUACUUCCAAAAAUCUAAAAUACUAACACAUCCUUUCUUGUCUUCUCUUUCUAGUUGUUGUCAUAUGGAGGGAAGCUAUCCUACCUGGUGGCAUUCCAUGCUCUGGACGGGGCCGGCCUGGCCAACAACGAGCCCCAGGUCCUGAUGAGGGGGGGUCAUCUGAGGAAGCAGGUCAUCUACAUAGACAUGCCUGCCCCCGACAACGGGGUAAAAACCCGUCAGGACGUCCCACUGACCGAGGUAAGAAGGAGACCAGAAACAAGGCCUAAAGCUGAAGUAGUUUGACUAUCUGGGGUUCGAACCCAAAUGUCCUGCAUGCUAAAAGAAUGUGUUAUCUGGCUGAGCUAAAGCCUACAAAUCCUACUAAUAAUAUAACUAAUAAUAAAAUAAUAAUACAAAUAAUAUAUUACAAUAUAACUAAUAUAAUGCUUUGAUUUCUCUUGAUCAGCACAAGUGGAAGUAUUUCAACUCUGUGUCAGAGAAAGCUGUGAGUCACUCGGACUUCAUGGCGGUCCUGAGCAACAUCGAGUACAUCACCAUCAAAGCCUCUUACGGUACAAGGCUACAGCAGAGCAGGUUAGCACACACACACACACACACACACACACACACACACACACACACACACACACACACACACACACACACACACAGACACACACACACACACACACACACACACACACACACACACACACACACACACACACACACACAUACUAUGUUUGUGUCAACACUAUAAAGUGACUAUCAUAUCAAUCUUGUCAUUGUCUUUCGUUAGAAUCUCCAAUAUCACUAUGGAUACAGCCCUAGAGGCGGAGGAGGGGUUGAAGGGUAUGGAGGUGGCAUGUCUGAUCGAGACGUGUGUGUGUCCAGCUGGCUACGCUGGACUGUCCUGCCAGGUCAGACUGCUUUGAGACAGUUUUUCACAUCUCUCUUGGGGUUGCACGAUCGCCUGUGAUUUGACAGACAUCUUAUCUUGUUAUCCACAAUUUCUUCCCUCAACACCAGUCUUUCUUCCAUUGUAGCGAUAGCCUGUAAUUUCCAUAUACACUAUAUAUACAAAAGUAGGUGGACACCCCUUCAAAUUAGUGGAUUCGGCUAUUUCAGCCACCCCUGUUGCUGACAGGUGUAUAAAAUCGAGCACACAGCCAUGCAAUCUCCAUAGACAAACAUUGGCAGUAGAAUGGCCUUACUGAAGAGCUCAGUGACUUUCAAUGUGGCAGUGUCAUAGGAUGCCACCUUUCCAACAAGUCAGUUCGUCAAAUUUCUGCCCUGCUAGAGCUGCCCUGGUCAACUGUAAGUCCUGUUAUUGUGAAGUGGAAAUAUCUAGGAGCAACAACGGCUCAGCCGCGAAGCGGUAGGCCACACAAGCUCACAGAAUGGGACCGGCGAGUGCUGAAGUGUGUUGUCCUCGGUUGCAACACUUACUACAGAGCUCCAAACUGCCUCUGGAAGCAACAUCAGCACAAUAACUGUUCGUCGGGAGCUUCAUGAAAUGGGUUUCCAUGGCCGAGCAGCCUAAGAUUACCAUGCGCAAUGCCAAGCGUCGGCUGGAGUGGUGUAAAGCUCGCCGCCAUUGGACUCUGGAGCAGUAGAAACGCGUUCUCUGGAGUGAUGAAUCACGCUUCACCAUCUGGCAGUUCAACGUACGAAUCUGGGUUUGGCGGGUGCCAGGAUAACUCUACCUGCCCCAAUGCAUAGUGCCAACUGUAAAGUUUAGUGGAGGAGGAAUAAUGAUCUGGGUCUGUUUUUCAUGGUUCGGUCUAGGCCCCUUAGCUCCAAUGAAGGGAAAUGUAAACGCUACAGCAUACAAUGACAUUCUAGAUGAUUCUGUGCUUCCAAAUUUGUGACAACAGUUUGGGGAAGGCCCUUUCCUGUUUCAGCAUAACAAUGCCCCGUGUACAAAGCAAGGUCCAUACAGAAAUUGUUUAUUGAGAUCGGUGUGGAAGAACUUGACUGGCCUGCACAGAGCCCUGACCUCAACCCCAUCGAACACCUUUGGGAUGAAUUGAAACGCCUACUGUGAGCCAGGCCUAAUCGCCCAACAUCAGUGCCCGACCUCACUAAUGCUCUUGUGGCUGAAUGGAAGCAAGUCCCAGCAGCAAUGUUCCAACAUUUAGUGGAAAACCUUCCCAGAAGAGUGGAGGCUGUUAUCGCAGCAAAGGGGGGACCAACUCCAUAUUAAUGCCCAUGAUUUUGGAAUGAGAUGUUAAGACAAGCAGGUAUCCACAUACUUUUGGCCAUGUAGUGUAUGUUCUGGAUUGUGGUGUUGUCCAUUGAUGUUAACUUGUGUUGUGUGUAGGAGUGUGCCCCUGGCUACUACCGCCAACCAGUGACUGAGCUGAACAGCGGGAAGAGACCGCUGAUCCAGCCGUGUGUGCCCUGCCGUUGUAACAACCACAGCCAGGCCUGCGACCUGGACACGGGAGAAUGCCUGAGCUGCCAACACAACACGGCAGGGGAGCACUGUAGCGUGUGUUCCUCAGGGUACUAUGGGAACGUGAAAGGCUCCAUCAGUGACUGCUCGCUGUGUGCCUGCCCCCUCAAAGAGAACAGGUACCUGUCUCACUCUCCUCUCAGCCACACGUGUUCUGAUAAGUGAGGUGUUCUUGAGUUUAAAUGUCUCAUUCCACACAUACAGUUGAAGUCGGAAGUUUACAUACACUUAGGUUGGAGUCAUUAAAACUAGUUUUUCAACCACUCCACAAAUUUCUUGUUAACAAACUAUAGUUUUGGCAAGUCGGUUAGGACAUCUACUUUGUGCAUGACACAAGUCGUUUACAGACAGAUUAUUUCACUUAUAAUUCACUAUAUAACAAUUCCAGUGGGUCAGAAGUUUACAUAUACUAAGUUGACUGUGGCUUUAAACAGCUUGGCAAGUUCCAGAAAAUAUGUCAUGGUUUUAGAAGCUUCUGAUAGGCUAAUUGACAUCAUUUUAGUUAAUUGGAGGUGUAACUGUGGAUGUAUUUCAAGGACUACCUUCAAACUUACUGCCUCUUUGCUUGACAUCAUGGGAAAAUCAAAAGAAAUCAGCCAAGACCUCAGAAAAUUGUAGACCUCCACAAGUCUGGUUCAUCCUUGAGAGCAAUUUCCAAACGCCUGAAGGUACCACGUUCAUCUGUCCAUAACAAUAGUACGCAAGUAUAAACACCAUUGGACCACGCAUCCGUCAUACUGCUCAGGAAGGAGACGUGUUCUGUCUCCUAGAGAUGAACGUACUUUGGUGCGAAAAGUGCAAACAGGACCUUGUGAAGAUGCUGGAGGAAACAGGUACAAAAGUAUCUAUAUCCACAGUAAAACAAGUCCUAUAUCGACAAACCUGAAAGGCCGCUCAGCAAGGAAGAAGCCACUGCUCCAUAACCGCAAUAUAAAAAAGCCAGACUACGGUUUGCAACUGCACAUGGGGACAAAGAUCGUACUUUUUGGAUAAAUGUCCUCUGGUCUGAUGAAACGAAAAUAGAACUGUUUGGCCAUAAUGACCAUCGUUAUGUUUGGAGGAAAAAGGGGGUCCCUUGCAAGCUGAAGAACACCAUCCCAACCGUGAAGAACGGGGGUGGAAGCAUCAUGCUGUGGGGGUGCUUUGCUGCAGGAGGGACUGGUGCACUUCACAAAAUAGAUGGCAUCAUGAGGAAGGAAAAUUAUGUGGAUAUAUUGAAGCAACCUCUCAAGACAUCAGUCAGGAAGUUAAAGCUUGGUCGCAAAUGGGUCUUCCAAAUGGACAAUGACCCCAAGCAUACUUCCAAAGUUGUGCCAAAAUGGCUUAAGGACAACAAAGUCAAGGUAUUGGAGUGGCCAUCACAAAGCCCUGACCUCAAUCCUAUAGAAAAUAUGUGGGCAGAACUGAAAAAGCGUGUGCGAGCAAGGAGGCCUACAAACCUGACUCAGUUACACCAGCUCUGUCAGGAGGAAUGGGCCAAAAUUCACCCAACUUAUCAUGGGAAGCUUGUGGAAGGCUACCUGAAACAUUUGACCCAAGUUAAACAAUUUAAAGGCAAUGCUACCAAAUUGAGUGUAUGUAAACUUCUGACCCACUGGGAAUAAUAAUAAUAAUAAUAAUAAUAUGCCAUUUAGCAGACCCUUUUAUCCAAAGCGACUUACAGUCAUGUGUGCAUACAUUUUUGUGUAUGGGUGGUCCCGGGGAUCGAACCCACUACCUUGGCGUUACAAGCGCCGUGCUCUACCAGCUGAGCUAUGUAAACUUGGAAUGUGAUGAAAGAAAUAAAAGCUGAAAGAAAUAAUUCUCUCUACUAUUAUUCUGACAUUUCACAUUCUUAAAAUAAAGUGGUGAUCCUAACUGACCUAAGACAGGGAAUUUUUACAAGGAUUAAAUGUCAGGUAUUGUGAAAAACUUAGUUUAAAUGUAUUUGGCUAAGGUGUAUGUAAACUUCAACUUCAACUGUAGUAUAUUUUAAAGAGAUUAAUACACACAUAUUGAUUACACAUUAUUGUAAAGAGCACAUAUUCUAUCUCAUAAAAAAUGGGUUUUCCUUAGAAUGCUGAAGCUAAUUUGGUCUAUAGUGGAGGGGGAUUCAGUGAAUGGGUGUCCUCUGAUAAUAAAGGCUUUAGCCAGCAGAGGGCAGUGAGGAGAUAUAGUAGUCUCUAUAUCACUGUCUGACCUAGUGGAUGACUGUGUACUGUUGUGUGUCAGCUUCAGUCCUACCUGUGCUCUAGAGGGAGUGAUGGGAGACUUCCGCUGUAACGCCUGCAAGCCCGGCUAUGAGGGGCGCUACUGUGAGAGGUAAGAGAGUAUUACAGUGUCACCUGUUGGAUCUCAAGCGUUUCGUUAGAUACCAUCAAUACACCUCUGACUAAGACAACCAUUUUAUUCUCUCUCUCUGUUUCUUUCUUUCUCUCUCUCUCGCCCUCGCUUCCUCUAUCUCUCUAUUCCAUUAUUUCUCCCCCUCACUGUUUCUCCCCCCCCCCCCCCCUCUCUCAGGUGUGCAGUGGGUUACUAUGGGAACCCGUCAGCUUCAGGUGGGAAGUGUGAGGUGUGUCAGUGUAGUACUGCAGGGUCUCUCCAUCCAGCAUGUGACUCGCUGACGGGUCAGUGUGAAUGUAAGGCUGGGGUCAGGGGACACCUGUGUGACCAGUGCGAGGCGAGACACGUCCUGGACGGGGACCAGUGUGUCUGUGAGUAUCCUACUCUUUGAUUUGUGCAGGGCUUACCAUUAUAUGCUUACCAUUAUACUUAGAUGCUUAUAAGGGCAUGUCUGCACACACGUAACCAUGCUCACUCACUCACAGACAUACACACACACACACACACACACACACACACAGACACUCUCACACACACACACACACACACACACACACACACACAAAUAACUGCAACUCCCCCUACCCUCAGCGUGUGAUGAUGAGUGUACCAGGGUGCUCCUGGAUGACCUGGAUGCAGUAGAGCGCUCCUUCCUGUCUGUCAACCUGACCGGGGUCAUCCUGUCCCCCUACAGCACACUGGUCAACCUGGAGAACGACACGCGAGAGGUCAAGGUAAAAGAGGGGUCAUAUUAUACCUCUCUGUCCAGGAGGUCUUGAACUCAUCUUUUGAAUCCCCUGCCUCCUGCCUUGUCUUCAGUUCAGAAGUACUCAGUACACAUUCAAUGAGAGAAAGACUGUUGUAAAACACUUAUGUCUUCAUUUCUCUCCUAGUCUCUGAUGUCUACGGAUAGGAGCCCAGCCUAUCACCUGACCAGGGAUGAGGAGGACUUGACAAACCUCACCCAGGACAUAGACGGACUGCUACAGAAGGCUACGGGUGUGUCUGCUGAUGGAGAGGAAGUGGCCCGGUCCACAGAGAACAGCAUUACCCAGGGGGCCGAGCUUCUGGAGUACAUCAACACCAUUCAGACUGCCAUACAAGGUGCUGCCACAGGACAUCAUGCUAUUUAAAAAUGGUUCCAUAGCUAAAGGGGUCAAAAAUGUUCCUUGUUUCCUUGUUGAUGCUGUUUCCAUUUAUUUUUAGACAAGCUGUUAACCUCUAAGCCCUUCCCUCUCUGUGAUUGGCUAAGCCCUGGCGGAGGAAGCUGGCCGUCUGAACAGGACAGACAACGUGGAGAUGAACGAGGCUAAGAGCAAGCGGCUAGUGAAGCAGGUGGCGACCAUGUUGGAAAACAUCAGAGCGUUCGACUUAGCCCAGGCCAACGCCAGCGCCUCUACAGAACUCAGGUUGGUUAGCCGUAUAAGGUGGCCGAUUUUAUAUAGGCUACCCUUUCUGGAUCCAAUCUCAUACUAUCUGCACUUAGAAGUCAACUGUUAAUACCACCUAACUAGAACAGCUCUGUAAGCUCUAAGUAACACUGUUCCUUGUUGUACUACAGUGAUUGAUUAUACUGUAACACUGCUCUGGGCUCUAUUGGUUUAGUAAGGUUGUAUUAGAGUGUAGUUACUAGACUAUAGUACAUGAAUGGGUAUAGCUGACUAACCCUCUUGUGUUAUGUGUGUACUAUAGUUGAAGUGACUGUAGUGUACUGUAUUCUAACCCUCCUGUGUUAUGUUGACUGCAGUGCUGCCAAGGCUCUCCUCCAGAGGGUGCAGAAGGACCUCCAGCAGCCCCAGGGGACGCUAGAGUCCCAGACCCUCAACAUCUCCACCAGUUUGACCCAACACCACCAGCAGCUAGAGGGCGCCCAGGCCCUUCUGAACACAGCCAGGGAGAACAACAACCACACACACACCCUGCUGGGGAGCGUCAACACCAAUCUGGGACAGUACCAGGUCAGUACACUUAGUGUUCUCACAAUACCCAAGCACUUUACAUGUAGUAAGAGUUUGCCAUUACUGUUGACAUGUGUCGAAGGCCAAAUCAUAUCUGGUCACUUUUAGUCAAAUGUAGGCGUAUACAUGUAAAAUGUAGUCAAAUGUAGGUUGUGAAGUUAAUUGAUUUAGAUGUUCACUCAUUUUCAAACAUCUUAGCUGUAUAGGGGCAAUGCAUUUCUCCAAUAGUAGUAUUAGGACUGUCGUCUCUGCGCGUGUGUAGGGACUGAAGCAGAAUGUGAGCCGGCUGAACCAGACAGCAGAAACCCAACUGGAGGAGACUCAGGACAUCCUGGCUGAUGCUGUCAAUCUAGCAGAGGACAUGGGCAACAUCACCUCUGUUAGUCACACCAUAACACCAUAUUACCACCAAAUCCAUAUCAAACACAUGUUGUACGUCAGAAUCAAUAACUUUAUUUGUUGAUUUAAACGUUAUAUUCCAAGGAAGUCAGUAGAGAUUGUACACAUUUUUUAAGGAAACCUGGCCAGUGUAAAAAAAAAUAUACUACAUUUUGGGAAAAUGCUGUUUAGCUAACUGAAUCUGUUUAUUUAGCUAACUGUUUAUUUUGGUUAUGUGCGACUUGUAAAGCAACUGGAGGGGGCCAAGCACCAGCUGGAGCAGUGGAACCCCAUGUUGAGGAAGCAUGUGGACGCUCUGGUGAUGGAGCUGAGGGAGCAAGACGUUCUGGAGCUGGUCUACAAGGCUGAAGACCACGCCCAGGAACUCAGCAAGAAGGCCCAGGCUCUGCAGAGGUGUGUGUGGCGGCGGGAACUUCUACAUAUGUACCCUUUCAAAGGGGUUUACGGGUAUUUCAAAAUGCCUCGCCAUCACAAACAUUAGGUCAUUGAAAUAGGACUAAAUAUCUAUAUUUAGUCCAUCCAUGUACAUCAGCCUAACCUCAUCCUCCUGUAUGUAGCUCUCUAGCGGAGGGGAUGAAUACCACUCUGAACGUCACCAGUGCAGCGCAUGCCAAUUCUAACAUCAGAGCUAACGUCCAGCCUGCAGAGGAGAUGGCUAACCUAGCCAACCUGACUGCUGCUAUGGCCCUCAAUAUGGUGAGUCACCGCUCAUUUAGUGUCCAUUCACUAUUCAUAUCAGACCAUGGAAUAACUAGACUGGUCCCAGAUCUGUUUGGGCUGUCCUGCCAACUCCUAUGGUCGUUGUGAUGCCGAACACCAUAGGAGUUGGAAAGACAGCACAAACAGAUCUGGGAUCAGGCUAGAGAACUACUCUACUACACUGGAUAUGAAGUGUGCUGUGGGUCAGAAACCUGAAAACUAUAGUAGUGUCGUAAAUAACUCUCUCACUCUCUGUGUUGACUGUAGACUGUCCAGCAUGAGGAAUCACUAACUGAUCUGGGAUCUGAGGCUGUGCAGCGUAGUGCUAAGAUACUGGCUGAGAGUCUGGCCAUGAACAACAGCACUGAGGGUGAGUUGGAGCACACACACACACAGUCUUGUAUAACUAACCCAUUCAGUCCCAUUCAAAAUCCAAUCUAACCCUAAACCUAAUCCUAAACCUAACCCUAACCUCAAAAUCCUAUUUUCCCAAUCCAUAACCCUAACCCUAACCCUUCAAAAUCCUAUUUUCCCAAUCCAUAAACCUAACCCUAAACCUAUCCCUAACCCUAACACAGUCUUGUAUAACUAACCCAUUCAGUCCCAUUCAAAAUCCAAUUUUCCCAAUCCAUAACCCUAACCCUAACCUCAAAAUCCUAUUUUCCCAAUCCAUAAACCGAACCCUAAAACUAACCCUAACACAGUCUUGUAUAACUAACCCAUUCAGUCCCAUUCAAAAUCCUAUUUUCCCAAUCCAUAACCCUAACCCUAACCUCAAAAUCCUAUUUUCCCAAUCCAUAAACCCUAACCCUAACCCUUCAAAAUCCUAUUUUCCCAAUCAUAAACCCUGAACCUAACCCUAACCCUAACCUCAAAAUCCUAUUUUCCCAAUCCAUAAACCCUAACCCUAACCCUUCAAAAUCCUAUUUUCCCAAUCCAUAAACCUAACCCUAAACCUAUCCCUAACCCUAACACAGUCUUGUAUAACUAACCCAUUCAGUCCCAUUCAAAAUCCAAUUUUCCCAAUCCAUAACCCUAACCCUAAACCUAAUCGUAAACCUAACCCUAACCUCAAAAUCCUAUUUUCCCAAUCCAUAACCCUAACCCUAACCCUUCAAAAUCCUAUUUUCCCAAUCCAUAAACCUAACCCUAAACCUAUCCCUAACCCUAACACAGUCUUGUAUAACUAACCCAUUCAGUCCCAUUCAAAAUCCAAUUUUCCCAAUCCAUAACCCUAACCCUAACCUCAAAAUCCUAUUUUCCCAAUCCAUAAACCGAACCCUAAAACUAACCCUAACACAGUCUUGUAUAACUAACCCAUUCAGUCCCAUUCAAAAUCCUAUUUUCCCAAUCCAUAACCCUAACCCUAACCUCAAAAUCCUAUUUUCCCAAUCCAUAAACCCUAACCCUAACCCUUCAAAAUCCUAUUUUCCCAAUCAUAAACCCUGAACCUAACCCUAACCCUAACCUCAAAAUCCUAUUUUCCCAAUCCAUAAACCCUAACCCUAACCCUUCAAAAUCCUAUUUUCCCAAUCCAUAAACCUAACCCUAAACCUAUCCCUAACCCUAACACAGUCUUGUAUAACUAACCCAUUCAGUCCCAUUCAAAAUCCUAUUUUCCCAAUCCAUAACCCUAACCCUAACCUCAAAAUCCUAUUUUCCCAAUCCAUAACCCUAACCCUAACCCUAACCUCAAAAUCCUAUUUUCCCAAUCCAUAAACCCUAACCCUAACCUCAAAAUCCUAUUUUCCCAAUCCAUAACCCUAACCCUAACCCUAACCUCAAAAUCAUAUUUUCCGAAUCCAUAAACCCUAACCCUAACCCUUAAAAAUCCUAUUUUCCCAAUCAUAAACCCUAAACCUAACCCUAACCCUAACACAGUCUUGUAUAACUAACCCAUUCAGUCCCAUUCAAAUCCUAUUUUCCCAAUCAUAAACCCUAAACCUAACCCUAACCCUAACACAGUCUUGUAUAACUAACCCAUUCAGUCCCAUUCAAAAUCCUAUUUUCCCAAUCCAUAACCCUACCCCUAACCCUAACCCUAACCUCAAAGUCCUAUUUUCCCAAUCUAUAACCCUAACCCUAAACCUAACCCUAACCUCAAAAUCCUAUUUUCCCAAUCCAUAAACCUAACCCUAAACCUAACCCUAGCGCCUAACCCUAACCUCAAAAUCCUAUUUUCCCAAUCCAUAAACCCUAACCCUAACCUCAAAAUCCUAUUUUCCCAAUCCAUAACCCUAACCCUAAACCUAACCCUAGCGCCUAACCCUAACCCGUCAAAAUCCUAUUUCCCCAAUCCAUAAACCUAACCCUAACCCUUCAAAAUCCUAUUUUCCCAAUCCAUAAACCUAACCGUAACCUCAAAAUCAUAUUUUCCCAAUCCAUAAACUUAACCCUAAACCUUCAAAAUCCUAUUUUCCCAAUCAUAAACCCUAAACCUAACCCUAUCCCUAACACAGUCUUGUAUAACUAACCCAUUCAGUCCCAUUCAAAAUCCUAUUUUCCCAAUCAAUUUCCCUAACCCUAAACCUAACCCUAGCGUCUAACCCUACCCCUUCAAUAUCCUAUUUUCCCAAUCCAUAAACCUAACCCUAACCCUAACCUAAAAAUCCUAUUUUCCCAAUCCAUAACCCUAACCCUAAACCUAACCCUAGCGUCUAACCCUAACCCUAAACCUAACUUUAGCGCCUAACCCUAACCCAUUCAGUCCCAUUCAAAAUCCUAUUUUCCCAAUCACUAAACCUACCCUAAACCUAACCCUAGCGCCUAACCCUAACCCAUUCAGUCCUAUUCAAAAUCCUAUUUUCCCAAUCCAUAAACUUAAUCCUAACCCAUUCAGUCCCAUUCAAAAUCCUAUUUUCCCUAAACCUAACCCUAGCGUCUAACCCUAACCCAUUCAGUCCCAUUCAAAAUCCUAUUUUCCCAAUCCAUUACCCUAACCCUAAACCUAACGCUAGCGCCUAACCCUACCCCUUCAAUAUCCUAUUUUCCCAAUCCAUAAACCUAACCCUAACCUAAAAAUCCUAUUUUCCCAAUCCAUAUACCUAACCCUAAACCUAAACCUAGCACCUAACCCUAAACCUAACCCUAGCGCCUAACCCUAACCCAUUCAAUCCCAUUCAAAAUCCUAUUUUGCCAAUCCAUAAACCCUAACCCUAACCCAUUCAGUCCAAUUCAAAAUCCUAUUUUCCCAAUCCAUGAAUCUAAACCUAACCCUAACCCAUUCAGUCCCAUUCAAAAUCCUAUUUUCCCAAUCCAUAAACCCUAACCCUAACCCAUUCAGUCCAAUUCAAAAUCCUAUUUUCCCAAUCCAUGAAUCUAAACCUAACCCUAACCCAUUCAGUCCCAUUCAAAAUCCUAUUUUCCCAAUCCAUAAACCUAACCCUAAUCCAUUCAGUCCCAUUCAAAAUCCUAUUUUCCCAAUCACUAAACCUAACCCUAAACCUAACCCUAGCGCCUAACCCUAACCCUAACGCAUUCAGUCCUAUUCAAAAUCCUAUUUUCCCAAUCCAUAACCCUGAACCUAACCCUAGCGCCUAACCCUAACCCUAACCCAUUCAGUCCUAUUCAAAAUCCUAUUUUCCCAAUCCAUAAACCCUAACCCAUUCAGUCCUAUUCAAAAUCCUAUUUUCCCAAUCCAUAAACUUAACCCUAACCCAUUCAGUCCCAUUCAAAAUCCUAUUUUCCCAAUCCAUAAACCUAACCCUAAACAUAACCCUAACCUUAAUCAUAAACCCUAAACCUAACCCUAGCGCCUAACCCUAACCCAUUCAGUCCCAUUCAAAAUCCUAUUUUCCCAAUCCACAAACUUAACCCUAACCCAUUCAGUCCCAUUCAAAAUCCUAUUUUCCCAAUCCAUAAACCUAACCCUAAACCUAACCCUAACCCAUUCAGUCCCAUUCAAAAUCCUAUUUUCCCAAUCCAUAAACCUAACCCUAACCCAUUCAGUCCCAUUCAAAAUCCUAUUUUCCCAACUCUUAAACCUAACCCUAAACCUAACCCUAGCGUCUAACCCUAACCCAUUCAGUCCCAUUCAAAAUCCUAUUUUCCCAAUCCAUAACCCUAACCAUAAACCUAACCCUAGCGCCUAACCCUAACCCAUUCAGUCUCAUUCAAACACUAUUUUCCCAAUCCAUAAACUUAACCCUAACCCAUUCAGUCCCAUUCAAAUCCUAUUUUCCCAACCCAAUAAACCAUAACCCUAAACCUAACCCUAACCCUAAUCCUAACCCAUUCAGUCCCAUUCAAAUCCUAUUUUCACAAUCCAUAAACCUAACCCUAAACCUAACCCUAAACCUAACCCUAGCACCUAACCCUAACCCUAACCCAUUCAGUCCCAUUCAAAAUCCUAUUUUCCCAAUCCUUAAACCUAACCCUAAACCUAACCCUAGCGCCUAACCCUAAACCUAACCCUAGCACCUAACCCUAACCCAUUCAAAAUCGUAUUUUCCCUAUCCAUAAACUUAACCCUAAACCUAACCCUAAAACUAACCCUAACGCCUAACCCUAACCCAUUCAGUCUCAUUCAAAAUCCUAUUUUCCCAAUCCAUAAACUUAACCCUAACCCAUUCAGUCCCAUUCAAAAUCAUAUUUUCCCAAUCCAUAAACCUAACCCUAAACCUAACCCUAACGCCUAACCCUAACCCAUUCAGUCUCAUUCAAAAUCCUAUUUUCCCAAUCCAUAAACUUAACCCUAACCCAUUCAGUCCCAUUCAAAAUCCUAUUUUCCCAAUCCAUAAACCUAACCCUAAACCUAACCCAUUCAGUCCCAUUCAAAAUCCUAUUUUCCCAAUCCAUAAACCUAACCCUAAACCUAACCCUAACGCCUAACCCUAACCCAUUUAGUCCCAUUCAAAACCUAUUUUCCCAAUCACUAAGCCUAACCCUAAACCUAACCCUAGCGCCUAACCCUAACCCUAACCCAUUCAGUCCUAUUCAAAAUCCUAUUUUCCCAAUCCAUGAAUCUAAACCUAACCCUAACCCAUUCAGUCCCAUUCAAAAUCCUAUUUUCCCAAUCCAUAAACCUAACCCUAAACCUAACCCUAACCCUAAUCCUAACCCAUUCAGUCCCAUUCAAAAUCCUAUUUUCACAAUCCAUAAACCUAACCCUAAACCUAACCCUAAACCUAACCCUAGCACCUAACCCUAACCCUAACCCAUUCAGUCCCAUUCAAAAUCCUAUUUUCCCAAUCCUUAAACCUAACCCUAGCGUCUAACCCUAACCCUAAACCUAACCCUAGCACCUAACCCUAACCCAUUCAAAAUCGUAUUUUCCCUAUCCAUAAACUUAACCCUAAACCUAACCCUAGCGCCUAACCCUAAAACUAACCCUAGAUCCUAACCCUUGACCUAAUUCUAACCCUAAUACUAAUUCUAACCUUAACACUAAACCCCCUAGAAAUAGCAAUUGAACUUGUGGGAACCAACAAAAUGUCCCCAGUUGGUCAAAUGUUUGUUUGUUUACUAUGCUUGUGGGGAUUUCUGGUCCCCACAAGUAUAGUUAAACACGUCCACACACACACACACACACACACACACACACACACACACACACACACACUAUGGUAGUAAAAGUUACAUGUGUUUGUGUUUCCCCUAGGUCUCCUGGCUAACAUCAGUGAUGUGACAGACAGAAUGGCCUUGUUGAAAAAUAACCUCCAUAACACCAGCAGACUCAUUCCAGAGCCAGCAGUCCUGCUCCAUAGCCUGCCCAACGGUGAGUGGUACUGCCAACUGAUGCCCCAACAAUUGUCCUUUUAUGUCUCCUUUCUGCUCCAACACACUCUAGUACUUUCAUGAUCUCUGCCCUUGUUAAGUCAUGAAAACAACAUUCGACAACAAGUCAAAAAUGCGACAUUAAAACCAACAAUAACACAACACAGCCUACUUUACAACUGUCUGAGCUAUGUUGUUUCUGACUUGAAAAAUGUCUGAACAACUGGAUGAAAAUAGUAGAUAUCAAGUAAUGAUUAUCACAUAAGUCAUAUAUUUAACACUUCAUCACACACUCAAAGACACCCUAAACAGUGGGAAAACAGAGAACAGCAUGAAAUGUGGUACCUCAGUACAUCACUGACAUUGCCUGUGCUGCCCCCUGUAGGCACCAGUGAGCAGGUGCUGGAGGCCAAGGAGCAGGCUGCCAUGGCCAAUGCCUCCCUGCAGAGGGCGCUGGAGCGCCUGGAGGAGCUCAGGGUCAGACUGGAGGAGUCCAGCACGGCUGUGGCCCAGGUCAAAACCAGCUUCUCCAACACCAACCAGCUGUUCUCUGACUCACAAUCCACUGGUGAGUCUAACACCUCAUUCAGACAUCCAAAUGUGGUUCUAGCUAGAUUAUAGCUAGCAACUUUGUCAUGGAAGUGUUUUCUACAAUGUUUUUCACCCUUGCUUCCACCCUUUCCACAUUAAAGCUUGAAUCCGGAGUUGAAACAAUAACAAAGCUAACACCCCGCCUCUAUUUUGGUAGAAAUCUGAAGGAGGGGCCUUGAGAAAGGUAACCACUGUCAAAUUCUAUGGAUGCAAGGACUGACCAUCCAUUAUAGACAGUGUUUGUUUACAUUUAUGUUGUUUACAAACAUUGGGGUAAAACAAGCUCAAAUUUUGGGUUCUGAUUGGGUACGACAGUUGAACUAAGCUCAUGAGGCAUUUGUAAGUUAUAUUCUUCAAGAUUCAAUGGGUAUUAAUCAUUCAUUUAUAAAUCCAAAAAUGGAUGUAGCAUCUAAGGACUCUAGCUUUAAACCACACCACAUUUGAAGCCAAGUAGUGCCCCAAAUACCUGACUAAUGUUAGUCAAACGUUAUUACCAUGUUAUCGUGACAUAUCAAUUAGAGGCUAAUUUCUAGAGAGAUUAUGUGACUAACAUAGAUGAGUAAGAUGAGUUUACCAUUACUAACCUGUCCUAUCUGUUGUCUCUCUUAGCCAGUACAGCUGAGUCUAAGCUGAAGGAGGCAGAGAGUCGUACAGAGAGGCUGUACGACCGUCUCAAACCCCUCAAGACCCUGGGGGAAAACCUGAGCAGAAACCUGUCUGAGAUCAGAGAGAUGAUCAACCGGGCCCGCAAACAGGCUGCCUCGGUUAGUCACUGCUGCUGGACUACACACACACACACACACACACACACACACACACACACACACACACACACACACACACACAGAGAGAGACACACACACACACACAUACGUAUGUGCACACAUAAACACUUGCACACAUGCAUGUAUACACACACACACACACACACACACACACACACACACACACAAAACACACACACACUGUAAAUCAGGGAUCAUCAACUAGAUUCAGCCGCGGCCCACAGGCCUUGCUUACAUUUGAACGCAAUCACACGUGUCUCUCUAUUAUGCGUGGGAAUACUUGGGAACAGAUUUCCAAAAUUAAAACCACUUGGCACUGAUUUCCUGGUGUCCAAAUUAUUAUUUUUUGCUCAGAAAACGUGGGGUAGCCAAAUAAAACCACCCGUGGGCUAAAUUCGGCCCGCGGGCCGCCAGUUUGGGAACCCUGCUGUACAUGGGACCCUGCUGUACAUGGGACCCUGCUGUACAUGGACCAACACACUCUGUCCUCAACUGACAUACUGAUAUUGUCCUUUUCUCGCCUGUACAGAUCAAGGUGUCAGUGCUGGCAGACAAAGACUGUGUGAGGGCCUACAAGCCUGAGAUGUCCUCCAGUAACUUCAACACUCUAACCAUGACCGUCAAGACCAGCGAGCCUGACAACCUGCUCUUCUAUAUGGGCAGCAGCUCCAGCGUAAGUCACAUACUGAUUCCCCUCUAUAGUACCUCAUAAUGAUUACCUAUAAAUCAGUUUGAAACUAAAGUCUAUAUAAUCUACAUUCAACCAGAUAGUUAUAAAUCCUCUAUAAACCAUCUAUAAACUAUCCUUUACAAACCCUUUAUAAUGUACUUCAAUGUUACCACUAUAACUACAUGUCUAUAUGACAUGUGUCAAGUAAAAAACUUUACGAUGUACAGUGGGGAAAAAAAGUAUUUAGUCAGAAACCAAUUGUGCAAGUUCUCCCACUUAAAAAGAUGAGAGAGGCCUGUAAUUUUCAUCAUAGGUACACGUCAACUAUGACAGACAAAUUGAGAAAAAAAAAUCCAGAAAAUCACAUUGUAGGAUUUUUUAUGAAUUUAUUUGCAAAUUAUGGUGGAAAAUAAGUAUUUGGUCACCUACAAACAAGCAAGAUUUCUGGCUCUCACAGACCUGUAACUUCUUCUUUAAGAGGCUCCUCUGUCCUCCACUCGUUACCUGUAUUAAUGGCACUUGUUUGAACUUGUUAUCAGUAUAAAAGACACCUGUCCACAACCUCAAACAGUCACACUCCAAACUCCACUAUGGCCAAGACCAAAGAGCUGUCAAAGGACACCAGAAACAAAAUUGUAGACCUGCACCAGGCUGGGAAUACUGAAUCUGCAAUAGGUAAGCAGCUUGGUUUGAAGAAAUCAACUGUGGGAGCAAUUAUUAGGAAAUGGAAGACAUACAAGACCACUGAUAAUCUCCCUCGAUCUGGGGCUCCACGCAAGAUCUCACCCCGUGGGGUCAAAUUGAUCACAAGAACGGUGAGCAAAAAUCCCAGAACCACACGGGGGGACCUAGUGAAUGACCUGCAGAGAGCUGGGACCAAAGUAACAAAGCCUACCAUCAGUAACACACUACGCCGCCAGGGACUCAAAUCCUGCAGUGCAAGACGUGUCCCCCUGCUUAAGCCAGUACAUGUCCAGGCCCGUCUGAAGUUUGCUAGAGUGCAUUUGGAUGAUCCAGAAGAGGAUUGUGAGAAUGUCAUAUGGUCAGAUGAAACCAAAAUAUAACUUUUUGGUAAAAACUCAACUCGUCGUGUUUGGAGGACAAAGAAUGCUGAGUUGCAUCCAAAGAACACCAUACCUACUGUGAAGCAUGGGGGUGGAAACAUCAUGCUUUGGGGCUGUUUUUCUGCAAAGGGACCAGGACGACUGAUCCGUGUAAAGGAAAGAAUGAAUGGGGCCAUGUAUCGUGAGAUUUUGAGUGAAAACCUCCUUCCAUCAGCAAGGGCAUUGAAGAUGAAACGUGGCUGGGUCUUUCAGCAUGACAAUGAUCCCAAACACACCGCCCGGGCAACGAAGGAGUGGCUUCGUAAGAAGCAUUUCAAGGUCCUGGAGUGGCCUAGCCAGUCUACAGAUCUCAACCCCAUAGAAAAUCUUUGGAGGGAGUUGAAAGUCCGUGUUGCCCAGCGACAGCCCCAAAACAUCACUGCUCUAGAGGAGAUCUGCAUGGAGGAAUGGGCCAAAAUACCAGCAACAGUGUGUGAAAACCUUGUGAAGACUUACAGAAAACGUUUGACCUGUGUCAUUGCCAACAAAGGGUAUAUAACAAAGUAUUGACAAAACUUUUGUUAUUGACCAAAUACUUAUUUUCCACCAUAAUUUGCAAAUAAAUUCAUUAAAAAUCCUAUAAUGUGAUUUUCUGGAUUUUUUUUUCUCAUUUUGUCUUUCAUAGUUGACGUGUACCUAUGAUGAAAAUUACAGGCCUCUCUCAUCUUUUUAAGUGGGAGAACUUGCACAAUUGGUGGCUGACUAAAUACUUUUUUGCCCCACUGUAUAUCAGGUGGACUUCAUGGCGGUAGAGAUGCGUCAUGGCAAGGUGGCGUUCUUGUGGGAUGUGGGUUCAGGCCACGCCAAGCUGGAGUACCCCGAUGUCCAGAUCAACAACAACAAGUGGCACCACAUCAAUGCCACGCGCUUUGGGAAGCACGGCUCACUGUCAGUCCACCAGCUGGAGUCAGACCCCCUGCCCGUGGUGAAGACCGCCUCACCUGGCUCCGCUACGGUCCUGGAUGUCAACAAGUUUACCCUGAUAUUUGUUGGCGGCCUGGGAGGCCAGAUCAAGGUACAGUCAGACCCGGCUGGGUCUUUUUUACUCAGGCAUAUUUCUAGCCACCCGCUUGGGUCCUUGAGAGCUUGAACAGGUUCAAUUGAAGUUACGUCCAUAGCCGCGGGAAAAAUCACAAUAAACAAAUAUUAAUGUUUAUUUUUAUUUUUAUUUUUAAGUGCACUGGGCCUUUACUAGUUCUGUAUUAGUGGACCAAUAUAGACCGACAUAGCCCCCUCUCAACAAAACAUCUCAGCACCCCCACCCCCAAACAUCUUCCCACACCUAUGGUUACGUCAACAACACGUACCAUUUUGUAUUCUCCACCAAUAAAACUGUGUUUAAAAAACAUUUAAGUGGCUUGACACACAAUUACAAAGGACAUGCAAAGAACUGAGAUAAUCUAAAACAAUUUACUCAAUCUCUUUUGCACAGAAGUCCUCAGCGGUGAAGAUGACCCAGUUCAAGGGCUGUAUGGGGGAGGCGUCGCUCAACGAGAAGAACAUCGGGCUGUGGAACUACGCUGAGAGGGAGGGCCAGUGUCGCGGCUGCUUCCUGAGUCCGCAGACAGAGGAGACGUCCUUCCACUUUGAUGGCAGUGGCUACUCAGUGGUAGAGAAACCCCUCCGCUCCACCUCCACUUCCAUCGUACUGCUGUUCAAGACCCUCUCCCCCAACGGCCUGCUGCUCUACCUGGCCUCCAACAGCACGGUACUCCCCCUACUGGCCCACACACACUACAACCACACUGAACAGUCUGUUUUUGUUGUCUAGAUAUACAUAGAGGAAAGCUAUCGUUCUCUGCUGUGGCAAAUCAAAUUACCCUCUGGGGACAGUAAAGAUUGACUGAUGUGUUUAUUUAUCAUUUCAGAGGGACUUCCUGUCCAUUGAGCUGGUGGAGGGCCAAGUGCGCCUGGCGUUUGAACUUGGCUCUGGUCCUCUGACCCUCUCCUCCAACAAAGCCUACAACACUGGCAGCUGGUACAAGAUCACCCUGCAGAGGAACAAACGCAAAGGUCUUAGGUCAUAGGUUAUAGGCUCAUAGUUAGUUAUAUAGGGUAUAGUCAGAUUAUUUCCCCCUGGCACUUUAUUGACACACUGUGUAUACCCCAUAUUGUUUUGUAUUAGUUGCCCUUGUAUAAUGCCUAUAGUAUGUAUGUAACGCAGACCUGGGUUCAAAUACUAUUUCAAAUAUCUCAAUUACUUUCACAUACAUUCAAAGUAAGUAUUCAGAUAUAUUUUAUUUGAAAAGAAAAGUAGUUGAAUAUUUUAAUGUAUUUGGAAAUACACGUGGAAAGUAUUAAAAAAAUUCCUCAAAUACACUCCCAUGCAUUUAACCCAGGUAUUUGAAAAUAAUAUAUGAAAUAAGUAUUUGAAAAUACUCUCAAAUACAAUUUGGUGGAAUAAUUUGUUUUUACAAAUAACGAUUCAAAUACUCAAGUAAAAGCACUUGUUUUGGGCGCGGCUGUGUAUUUGAAAAUACUCAAAUACACAGAAAAAAAGUAUUUAAAAUAAGCAGGUACUUAAAUAGACCUGUAUUUGAACCCAGGUCUGAUGUAAAGUACUCUGUCAUGUUUCUUUCUAUCCUCCCAGCCUAUAUGUCGGUGAUGGCUGCAGACAACUCAUCAGUGAAAGAGGUCAUGGAGGCGGAGUCUCCUGGGACCGCCUCCGACCUCAACCGCGCCGACCUGGACCCAAUCUACAUUGGGGGACUGCCCAUGUCUCGACCUAUCAGGUGCUGGAACUACUUUGGCACAUACAUCACCUACCUGCAAAAUACUCUCCUAGUUGAUAUGCAAUUGUAUUGUUGUGAUUAAUAUAUUUUUGGUGUAGCUUCUUAAGGUUACUGUAUGCUUCCCAGUCGAAACAGUUUGCACAUAUGUUAUGAUUAAAUUUAGUGAAGUUUUUGUUCAUUUUGGUGUUGGGUAGCAUUCAGCAGUGGAUUUUUCGGCUGUUCGAGCACCCAAUUCUUUUUCUUGAGGCUUGUCGAAGUUCAGUAGCCGAAGUCUACGCCCCUUCGUUGGUGAUUGGUCAACAGUGGGAUUCUUCAGUAAAGUGUUUGUUGUCAUUCAACGACAAAUUACUUGUUUUCAUGCAUAUUUUUUCACAUGAGAAAUACUGCACCAAACAUCUUAGUUAGAUGCAAGACCUCGGCAAAAACAUCAAAAUGAAUUAAACAUUUCUUGAGUUAAAUUAUAUUAAUUCAGACUAUUUUGAGGAAGUGUACUUGUUGCUACGGCGUCUCAAGAAGGACAAACAGUAAUAUUGCCGCUUUUAAGGGAGUAUGUGAAGCAUAGACGUUCACUUUGCCUAGCCGAGUCCUGCUAGGAGCAAACCUAGUAUGCGGACACCUUUAGCCUACUGCAUAAUGUCAAUAUUGAGCUUAGUGUUUGAGUUGUUGUGAUUAUUAUUAUUAUAUCUAUUUUUUUACAUUAAGUAAAAUAAACAAAAGGUCAAUUGUGAAUUGAAUUCUCUUUGCAGGAGACAAGUAGUAGCACGGUCCUAUGUGGGCUGCAUCAAAAACAUGGAGAUUGCCCGCUCCAACUUUGACCUUCUCCGAGACUCCUAUGGGGUCAAGAAAGGUUGUGUGUUAGAGGUAAGAAAAGCUGUGUGUUAGAGGUAAGAAAGGUUGUGUGUUAGAGGUAAGAAAGGUUGUGUGUUAGAGGUAAGAGAGGCUGUGUGUUAGAGGUAAGAAAGGUUGUGUGUUAGAGGUAAGAAAGGUUGUCUGUUAGAGGUAAGAGAGGCUGUGUGUUAGAGGUAAGAAAGGUUGUGUGUCAGAGGUAGGAAAGGUUGUGUGUCAGAGGUAAGAAAGGUUGUGUCAGAGGUAAGAAAGGUUGUGUCAGAGGUAAGAAAGGUUGUGUUAGAGGUAAGAAAGGCUGUGUUAGAGAUAGGAAAGGAUGUGUGUUAGAGGUAAGAAAGGCUGUGUUAGAGGUAAGAAAGGUUGUGUUAGAUAAGGAAAGGUUGUGUGUUAGAGGUAAGAAAGGUUGUGUUAGAUAAGGAAAGGUUGUGUGUUAGAGGUAAGAAAGGUUGUGUUAGAUAAGGAAAGGUUGUGUGUCAGAGGUAAGAAAGGUUGUGUUAGAUAAGGAAAGGCUGUGUGUUAGAGGUAAGAAAGGAUGUGUUAGAUAAGGAAAGGUUGUGUGUUAGAGGUAAGAAAUAUUGUGUUAGAUAAGGAAAGGUUGUGUUAGAGGUAAGAAAGGUUGUGUUAGAUAAGGAAAGGCUGUGUGUUAGAGGUAAGAAAGGUUAUGUUAGAGGUAAGAAAUGUUGUGUUAGAUAAGGAAAGGCUGUGUGUUAGAGGUAAGAAAGGUUGUGUUAGAUAAGGAAAGGUUGUGUUAGAUAAGGAAAGGUUGUGUUAGAUAAGGAAAGGUUGUGUUAGAUAAGGAAAGGCUGUGUGUCAGAGGUAAGAGAACUGAAAGUAAAGAACCUUCAUCUAUUUAUUUCUUCCUCUCUAAACAAAUUAAAGGUAGACUCAGCGUUAUUGGGAAUAGUGAAUAGUGACAGUCGUGGCAUUUGAUUUUUGCUGUUGUUGAUUUCUGUAAAGAUGAAGGUGCCCAGCAGUACAUGAUGAUGUCAUAUUGUUGCACAGAAUGGAAAAAUACUUCCCAUAUUCCCUAUGAGUAACUUGUGUGGUGUGUGUCUGUUCCAGCCCAUCCGCAGUGUGUCUGUACUGAGAGAGGGCUAUGUGGAGCUGCCAUCAAUGUCUCUUGGCUCCCAGGGGGAGCUGCUGGCCUCCUUCUCCACCCGCAACCACACUGGCAUCAUCCUGGCAGGCUUCAGCAAGGCAGGCACCCGCAAACGCAGACAGGCACGCCAGGUAAGUGUGUAUCAGUGGAGGCUGGUGGGGGGAGCUAUAGGAGGACGGGCUCAUUGUAAUGGAAUGGAAUUAAUGGAACGGAGUCAAACACGUGGUUUCCAUGGUUUCCAUGUGUUUGAUGGGUUUGAUACCGUUCCAUUCAUUCCAUUCCAAUCAUUACAUGUUUUCAACACAGCAGGAGUUAAGAGAGCUUUCUGGUGACCAUAGCAUGAUUUAGUUGGAGUUACAUGAGUAUGUCACUACUAUCUUCGACUUCUCUAACCAAGAAAAUGACUUAAGGUUAGACCGUAUAUUGACAGUCUUCUCUGGGUUUCCAUCCAGCCCUUCCUGGCGGUCAUGCUGGUGUCGGGGCGCUUGGAGGUUCACAUCAACAUGGGGGAGGGCGGGAGCGUCCACAAGGUUGUGGUCAAAUCACGCUCUGGGAGCUUCAGUGACGGACAGGAGCACUCUGUCAUCCUACAGAGGAACAGGAAGUAAGUGGCACCAGGAAGAGGGACUAAUUAAGCUGUAACAUAUAUGAUGAUUUUAUGCUGUUGGAUGGUUCAGUCAUUAUAAAUGAUAAGUCAUUUGAAAUGAUACUCCAGCACAAAGGAUUACCUCUGCACGUGGCAUUUAUUGUCUUGUAUGUGUCCUUAUUCAAUACAUUUUUAUGCUGAUGUUAUACAUAGGCCUACACAUAGUUGAUAAAAGGAUGGAUAUAUAACAAUCAAUUGCCAUGGGAUUAAAGUAACUUUGAAAUGGCCAUUGAACAGCAGUAAAUAUUGCAGAUUGUACCUUUAAGAAUAAUAUUUUCCAGUGUGGAAUAAUAUACAGGAAGUCUAUUCCAAGGGGAAUAGCACUGCAGAGUUAUUACUGACACGGAGUCCUCUGUGUGUGUCUCAUCCAUCCAGGACGAUGAUGGUACUAGUGGAUGAGGACCACCAGGGGACGGUGCGUCUGUCCUCGGAGAAGGCUUCUCUGACCCUCACCUCUCUGUACAUGGGCGGCCUCCCGCCAGAAGAGGGCGCCGGACUGCUGCGAACCACCUCCUCCUUCUACGGCUGCAUCAGGAACCUGGCCCUGGAUGCCAAGUGAGUCACGCCCAAUACACUAUGAAACCAUGUUUAGUCCAAUUAAUUUCAGAAUCCUAGGCCCUGUCAAAGUGUUGAAGGCAAUGUUAACUAAAUGGUGUUGUGGUUUGCUUAUGUAUUUUGACUUGAAAGACACUUUUGAGUUGUUGCGGCAUAAUUAGUUAUUAUGUUCUAUAGCUAGAUAUGAUCACACAUUAUCUUGCUAUAGAAUACAAUAGUAGGUAGCUUGAAUAACUUUAUUUUUCCCACAGGAAACUUCGGUGUGUUUGUCUCGCUAUUACAUUUAAUGUCAUUGCCAUGGUACCUGUCAGGAGAUGGAUGGUAUCCAUAGUAACCCAAGGCUCUGACCAGGGUUGUGCUGUGUCCCGAUAGGUUGUUGGACCUGUCAGCUGCAGUGAAGUACCACAACGUGGACAUGGACAGCUGUCUAUUGGAGGAGAGGACAAAGAGGGUCCUCCUACCUGAUGACACUGACCUGGGGGCCGAGCCCACCCUGGACGCCGCCAGACCCCCUCCACCACCCCCCACCCAGCUCAGCGCUCUCACCCCCGGCACACUCACGGUAACACCCACUAAAAUAGACACACACACACACAGAUCAUCUUAUUAUUAGGAUAAACAGUAGCUCUUUCACCUUCCAACAGGUCAGCCUGUCUUCAUAGAUAGUUCCUUAUCUUUUCCUUCAUCGGUCAUUGGUCCCUCUGUGUGUCUCCAGUGUGCAUCGAUGGACAACACCACAUCCAUCCCAGAGGCCCAUCAGUUUGGCAUCUCCAGACACAGUCACAUGGUCCUCAGCAUCAACCCCAACACAGUGAGGAGGAGGUCAGUACUGAGACCUGCCUCAUUGAACUACCGUCUCCCUUCAUCAACAUAUCACAACUUACAGUAUCGUUUUUUUUCACAUAGAGAUCAUAUCCUAUGUUAUAUCUAUGAUUGUCACAAUUCUAUAUUCAAAUCUUUAUUAGGGAUUCACACGUCUAUGGUGCUAUAGGCCUAAAUAGUGUUGUAUCUAAUUUUAGACAUUUUAGCCUUGAUAUCAGUUGGCCCAUAGCUACACGUGUAAAACAGGGUCAAGCCAACAUUCCAGUACAUUGAAGUGGCGUAGGAAUGUAACAUCCAGUAUAGUGCAUGGCAAAAAUCACUCUUAAGGCCAUAAUCGUUGAUUGCUUUUCUCUGAGCCUGAGUGCAUACUGUCUCUCUUCAUUAAAAAGAGGAAUUAUAAUAGCCGUCCCAGUAAGUAUCUAUAAUGAAGUAUCUAUAAUUCACGAGGCACUGCUUGGAAAUGAACAGAGCUAAUGUUACACAUCAUUCCCAUUGACUUAGCAAGAACUCUUCUCAAGUGUUCCACUGUAGCCUACAUUAUGUGCGAUUGAGAGGAAGGCACAGUUCAAUUAUCCUGGUCCCAGAUCUAUAGAAGGCUAUAGAAGGAGACAACAGAUCUGGGACCAGUCUAUAGAAGGAGACAACAGAUCUGGGAACAGGCUAUAGAAGGAGACAACAGAUCUGGGAACAGGCUAUAGAAGGAGACAACAGAUCUGGGACCAGGCUAAGUUUUUGGUUGGUGGGUGUAUUCAUCAAUAUAGGAUUAUUAUGAGAUAGUCACACCGAUACAAAUUGUCAUAUCCACUUCGUCAUUGCCUAUAUAGAGGUCUAACAAACCAUUAACAAAGAUCUUUAUCUUACAGUAAAUCAUGGCUAACUCCAAACAGCCUUGUCGAUGGCUGAAACGCUUCAUAUGUCUUCUCGCUUCUCUCCCUGACAGUUUCUCUCUGGAGCUGUCUGUGCGUACCUUUGCCCAGAGUGGUUUGCUCUACUACAUGGCCCACGCCAACCAGAUGGACUACGCCACUCUGCAGCUGUUGGGGGGUCAUCUGUUCUUCACCUGUGAUAAGGGCAGCGGCCCCGCCACCGCCUCCUUCCCUGUGCCGGUCAACGACGGCCAGUGGCACACAGUUAGUGACCACACCCUUCUGAGCCAAAAGUGAUAGUAGAUUGCGGUGUUUGUUCGGGUCAAUUGCAUUUUGGUCGAUUCAGGGGAUACAUAACAAAAUUGUGACAAUUCAAGUUAGUUUCAAAUCAUAACUGAAAGCAGUGAUAUUACCAUGUAGGUUGUCAGGACUCGACUCUCCCUAACCCUGUAACGUGUGUGUGCCUCUGUGUGCAGGUGAAGACAGACUUCAAUAAGAAGAGUGUGGUGAUCAGGGUAGACGGCCAGGCGUCAGCUCCAGUGCUGGCUAAAGGCAACACUCUGGAUGUGGAGAACAAGCUGUACCUGGGAGGACUGCCUCACACCUACACCGCCAAGAAGAUAGGCAACGUAUGUCACACUACACUACACCAAUACUCUCUAUUCAUGCUGAAAUAUCGUUUUCAGAUCAUUGUUUCUGUCUUGAAAGCAGGUGGUACAUUUUCUGCCGAGUAAAUGUUUAUCCAUAACCCCAAAUGUGAAUAUUUACAUUUCCUCAUCCAGGUGACUCAAAGCUUGGCUGGCUGCAUCCAGAAGGUGAUUCUGAACAGUGUUAAGCUGGACACCCAGAGUCCAGUGUCCGAACACUCUACUGCUCAGUGCUUCACUACAGCCCAGGACGGGACCUUCUUCAAUGGGAGCGGAUAUGCUGCUCUGAGUGAGUCUACCACCAUUAUAUCAAUUAACAGGCGCGCCUUCUUAAAAGUUAAUUUGUGGAAUUUCUUUCCUUCUUAAUGCGUUUGAGCCAAUCAGUUGUGUUGUGACAAGGUAGGGUGGGUAUACAGAAGAUAGCCCUAUUUGGUAAAAGACCAAGUCCAUAUUAUGGCAAGAACUGCUCAAAUAAGCAAAGAGAAACGACAGUCCAUCAUUACUUUAUGACAUGAAGGUCAGUCAAUACGGUACAUUUCAAGAACACGUUUCUUCAAGUGCAGUCGCAAAAACCAUCAAGCGCUAUGAUGAAACUGGCUCUCAUGAGGACCACCACCACAGGAAUGGAAGACCCACAGUUACCGCUGUUGCAGAUGAUAAGUUCAUUAGAGUUACCAGCCUCAGAAAUUGCAGCUCAAAUAAAUGCUUCACAGAGUUCAAGUCACAGACACAUCUCAACAUCAACUGUUCAGACGGGACUGUGUGAAUCAGGCCUUCAUGGUCAAAUUGCUGCAAAGAAACCACUACUAAAGGACACCAAUAAUAAGAAGAGACCUGCUUGGGCCAAGAAACACGAGCAAUGGACCGGUGGAAAUGUGUCCUUUGGUCUGGAGUCCAUAUUGGAGAUUUUUGGUUCCAACCGCCGUGUCUUGUGAGACGCGGUGUGGGUGAACAGAUGAUCUCCACAUGUGUAGUUCCCACCGUAAAGCAUGGCGGAGGAAGUGUUAUAGUGUGGGGGUGCUUUGCUGGUGAUGCUGUCUGUGAUUUAUUUCGAAUUCAAGGCACACAUAACCAGCAUGGCUACCACUGCAUUCUGCAGCAAUACGCCAUCCCAUCUGGGUUGGGCUUAGUGGGACUAUAAUUUGUUUUUCAACAGGACAAUGACCCAACACACCUCCAGGCUGUGUAAGAGCUAUUUUACCAAGAAGGAGAGUGAUGGAGUGCUGCAUCAGAUGACCUGGCCUCCACAAUCCCCCGACCUCAACCCAAUUGAGAUGGUUUGGGAUGAGUCGGACCGCAGAGUUAAGGAAAAGCAGCCAACAUGUGCUAAGCAUAUGUGGGAACUCCUUCAAAACUGUUGGAAAAGCAUUCCAGGUGAAGCUGGUUGAGAGAAUGCCAACAGUGUGCAAAGCUGUUUAACCAUUUUUUGGUUACUACAAGAUUCCAUGUGUUAUUUCAUAGUUUUGAUGUCUUCACUAUUAUUCUAUGAGUAGUUUGUGUCCAAGCUUUUGACUGGUACUGUACAUACACUUGACAUGUUUUAUAACACGUGUGUAAGUGCCUACGUGUGCCUUGACUGUAUGACAUAGUGUUCUAAACUGGUUUGUCCCUUGCAGUGAAAGAUGGGUACAAGGUGGGCUCAGACGUGAUGGUGGCGCUGGAGUUCCGCAGCACGGUGCCUGAUGGUGUCCUCCUGGGGGUCAGCAGCGCCAAGGUGGACGCCAUUGGCCUGGAGCUGGCCAGCGGACAGGCCAUGUUCCACGUGAACAACGGCGCCGGGCGGGUGUCAGCCACGUCGCGGCUGGGCCGGUGGCUCUGUGACGGCCGCUGGCACACCCUGCUGGCCAAGAAGACCAAGAAUGCUCUGAGUCUGAGCGUGGACGGGGUCACGGUGCUCACCGACAACCCCUACCCACAGUCAACCUCGGCCGAGACCAAGGACCCGGUCUACGUGGGAGGCUUCCCUGGUAUGCCCCCCUCUAGAAGAAAACCUUCAGUCUCUGUCCAGAAACAACCCCUAGCCCCUAAAAGCUAGAAACUUCACUGGACUGGGCCUUUGUCACCACUUUGCUUUGAUGUUGAUCAUUUUCAGUGUCAAGUAAAUUAAUUUGUUAGCACCAAUAUAUUGACUUCUCUCUCUUUUACAGUCGGAGUGAAACAGAACUGCCUGACUUCCAGAUCGCCAUUCCGUGGUUGUAUGCGUAACAUCCGCCUGAUCAAGGGCCACGUGACCGACGUCCUGGACUUCAGUACUGCAUUCACCCUCCAAGGAGUGUCACCGCACUCCUGCCCCGCCGCAUGA
Messenger RNA from Coregonus sp. 'balchen', 66808 nucleotides. The record is from the annotation of a GenBank genome assembly. Lineage: Eukaryota; Metazoa; Chordata; Actinopteri; Salmoniformes; Salmonidae.